Pelobates cultripes (western spadefoot toad) is the source of this 74558-nucleotide messenger RNA. NCBI's taxonomy places the organism in Eukaryota, Metazoa, Chordata, Amphibia, Anura, Pelobatidae. The record is from the annotation of a GenBank genome assembly.
AUGGCGACUCUUUAUACACAGUUUAGAUAUGUUGGCUAUGCAUGUGACCCUGCUACUUUACUUAACCUAACUUUAAAAAUGUGUGCAGUACUUCUCUAUGCCAUAAGCCUGUUAAGCGAUGUUUCCCACUCUACUUGUUACUGCUGUUGUGGCACAACAAGCGUCUGUCUUAACCGAAUGCACUACAAAAAAUAAAGAAUAUGAAAAAAAAAAAAAAGGAACAAUCCUUGUACUUAUGUAGCAGUUAUUAUGUAGCAGUUAUUAUGAUAACAAGAGUCUCUUGGAGCUUCCCAAUGUAAGUAGUCAAACUAUUCGCUACCUUUUCAUAUGGGGCCUUCCAAACUCUGCUCUCUGCCUCUGUAACUAUCUCAAGUGUGAGCCAAAAGCUCAUGCUAUGGCUUAGUUCAGCAAACAGAACUCCUAGCAGUAGUGGAGGCAAGGAGUAGUGCUCAGCAGACCCCAGGUAAGAAGUCAGACCAUUAGUGUGAUAGAACAACCGGUCACCCAGGAAUUGUACUUGGCUUGUAUCUCUCCACCUCAGCCCAAAAGAGUCGUAAUAACCUUCAUUUCAACUUCCAGCUGUGCCACCACUUUAAGCAUCCUUCCUAGCUGACCUCAGGCGUAUUGUACAGCUGCAGGGAGGCUCCAGAGGCAGAGUGCGUCUGACUAGGGAGCAACCUCCAACCACUCUAGAACUCAUUCUCGAUCAGCUGCACUACGCCAAAACUUUAUCUCUGUCCCAAAACCACCUAGCAGGGCAUUUUGUGAAGGGGAGAUAAGGGAGAUGGUGAGGCAGCUAAUGAUACCCUGGACUUGAGGGAGCUACAGGGAUUCGCAUAAAAGUAUGACCUGUGUAAAAAUAGACCAGUUCUAUUUCACCUUACCAUAAGUCUCGGCUAGUGAUUGGUGGAUCUGCUACACAGCCAUGAUCACUGAAGAUACUCUGGGAGCUAUAAUCAACAAGGGAAACGGAAUCUUUGGCAGUGAUAUUCUGGUGGGCCGCCACGAGUAGUAAGGGAAUUUCUGAUACCAAAACCACUAUAACACGCUGUAGUUAUUAUAGUCCUUGUAGUGUUCCUUAAUUUCUAUAUUCUCAAUGAUUAAUGUUCAAACUGUAGCUUUCCACGUGUUGAAAGAAAAAAUAAAAAAAGAUUUAAACUCUGUUUUUGUGAUGAGUGCUGAUUGAGUGAGCUGUGCGAAUGAGCUAAGAACGAGUGCAGUGGAAGAGCUGAAUCUUUUGCACACGUCCCUUAGAGAUGUCACAAUGCAGCCAGACGUCUCCUAGUGACUCAUCUUCCAGAAUAGGCAGUACUCACAGAGAGAUAACCAGGUGGGCCGAGUGAAAACUAAGCGGGGCUACGUAUUCCUCUAAGCUGGACAGCUGAAUGGACAUUCUACACCUGACUAACAAAGACUGCAUUAUAUAACAGUGAUUUAUGGGUCACUUGAAAUAAUUUGGCCCCAUUAAAUAAACUAAAUAUGUAUAUAAAUAAAUAAUAAAACACACACAAAAAUUAAAACACUUUUGCCAAGCUGAAAAUAUAUAGUAACCUUAAAACUUCGUAACGACCAAAGAUAUUUUCUGUGAUCAUCACAGUUUGGCCACCAAAUGUCUGAUGUGAUUAUAACAUGUUUAUUCUAUUAUAGAAGGCAAUGUAAGGGCAAGUGGCAAGUUUGACAACAAAUAAUAGGGGAGGAAUCAAAUGUGGCAAUGAAAGGUCAAUCAGCUGCUAGGUCAUUUUUUUGAAUGGACUAGAGCAAAUAUGAUAAGAUUAUGGUCUUUAAGGAGGUGAAGUGAUGUAGAAAUAUAUAAUUUUUGUGCUAAAUAAUCAAAUAAGAUAUAUUGACACAGCUAGAAGACUCAUUUGGUAUUCCUGCAAAUCAUUAAUAACAGUUAAAUAUUAUUUUGGCUUGAUGCUUUAAUUGUUUUAUGAACAUAUAGGUUAAAACCAAACAUUAAAUAUUAUAGUGUAGUAUAAAUAAUACAUACAUGGGAUAUAUUUUGUGACAACAAAUGCCAAGUUAUAGUUUCCCCAGUCGAAAUUACAGGUACUAAGUAGUACAAUUUAAAGUGCAUUUUAUAUAGCUCAAAUAGGUUCUCUAUAGGAAGAAAUAAAAAUAGGGAUUUAUUCAAUUUCACUUUACGGGGACAACAAACACUAUUUGAAACGGUUUAUCUCUGCACACUAUACACCUAAAUUAUACACACCUUUAUUCAGCCCAGUCACAGCAUUUUGAUAUGCACCCACGUUUUUCUUUUUCCUGAAAGAUGAACAUUGAUUACUCAGUCAUAAUAAAAACCAUUUUUAUUCACCUCACAAAGUUUUUAAAAUUUAAUCUUUGAAUAAUAAAUACAAAGUAAAAAUUUGCCACAAAAUAUUAAAAACCUUUGUUUUACUGAUAAGCAAUCAGUUUUCAUGGUGCUCAUCUUCGAUGGGGUAAUCAGAGACCAAAAUUGACUCAAAAAUAGGGUAAGACCUAUAUGUGGGAGAAGGGGAUACAAAUCAGUUCUGCAUUAGGGUGGCCAAGGGCACACUCCUUGUUCCCUCCAUCCCUGUAAGAACACUAGAAUCACGCACAAAAUCCCAUACACCCCAUGUGUCUGCCCCAAUUCAUCACAUCACAAAAAGACACACAACACUCACCCAGAGGGGACACACUGUUGCCAGAAUAAUGCAUGUUUUAAUUACUAUUACAUGUCCAUAAAUAAACUCAAUUACUUUAGCUACUUUUCUCCACAUAAGGCACAAACACUUUUUUUUCCAUAUAAUACAAUGUCCCCCUACCUCAUAAGGGACUUAGUGAAUAUUGGCGACUCAUUCUGUGUGACUCUGCACUUUUUUUCUCAAUCCAGUUUGUAAUGUUUGUUAUUGAAUUUUACACACGUGGCUGUGUGUGUGUCACAUGGUACCGGGGGUGUGUUUGUGCACUUGUCUGUGUUUUGCACUCAGUCCCAGCUCUGGUAUAUAUAGGAUCAGCUCAGCCCUGCAUUCCAUACAGCUUCACAGAGCAUCACUGAGAUUCUGUUACUAUAGCAACAAGCAUGGACCCCCAGGACUGUAAUUGUGCAACAGGUAUGGAUAGAGAAACUAUUUGUAUAUAACCAGAGCAUACUUCGAUAAUCUGUGUACAAUGUGUUAAUCAAAAAAACUUGAACAGCAUUAUCAAAAAGUACUUUCAGCCAAAUUUUUAUAUAUUUUACUAAAAUUAUACUUAAACUAAUAUCACUUUUUAAUAGUAACUAUUUGACAAAGCAUGAGCCUGAACUCUACAUUAGACUAUAACUCUAAUAUAUAUGUAUAUUGUGUAUAUAUUUUGCAGUGCACAGAUAGGUAUCGUUCACUUUCAAUCCCAAAUAAUUCCCACACUAAUAACUAUCUUUUUUUUUUAGUUGGCUUGACAAAUUCACUAUCUUUUCACAGGUUAAAUCAGUGCUAGUGCAGUGUCCUGAUUUAUUUUUAAGGGGUGUAGAGAAUGGGUUGAAGCUGCUGACUAACUGAACUAUAUUUUCCCAAAUCUUUCUCUGUAAAUGUUGAGCAAUCCUGGUUUUACUGCACUAAUACGGUUCUCACUCACCAAUGGUCUACUUACCCUAUUGGUCUAGAAUCCACAUUGGAAUAAAAUUGGGAAAUCCUUUCAUUCUGCACUGUUGGUGUACCCCAAGGACUGGGCUGGGUACCACUAAUCUAGAGCGCCUGGGUGGGAAGCACUGCUCUAGGUCACUCCUUUCUAACACGGUCAGGGUCUCCAGAUGGAAGGUGUCAUGAUAUGACGCUCUAUAAAUCCUGAGACCCAGCACAACAAUAAAGCUCAGUGAUUGAAACAUUUUACUUCCUUCAUCCAUGAGGCCAGCUUGUAUGAUGCCUCCUCUAGUGCCAAUGAGGGUAAUAUAUGAAUGUUUAUUAAAGUUUAUAAAUCAUUGAGGAGAACCAUAUCCUGUUAUAGAGUCCACCACAGAAUAUUAGGCAAUUAGCACUCUUAUCAGGUAUAACAACAGCUCCCUUCAAAAGCCCAUCAUAUAUCACUUACUCUUCUCUCCUUUCUUAGGAUACAGCAUAUAACAUAUUGUUCUAUCAUUUCUUAGGGGUCUCCUGCUCCUGUGCAAAUUCCUGCAGCUGUAAGAAGUGCAAAUGCUGCCCAAAAAGUAAGUGCUGCCAUCUAGUGUUAUAGUAUGAUACACACACUCUUAUAUCAAGGGGAUAAUUAUUUCAUGAGAUAAAAGAUAUAUUAAAAAAAUAAAUUGGGGGGUGGUGCGUAAAAAUAUUUAUUCCAAAUCCCUUUGUCCCUCUUUUCUGCUUGAAAUGCUGCACAUACCAAGAAAUUGAUACUUUGUGCUGGGUGGGGACAGUUGCGAAUUCCUGCUUUUCCCACCGUCCUGGUUUGUUUAAAGGGACACUCAGGAGUCCUGAAGCACAACUUCUUUGUUGUUGCAAUAAUGCACAAACUGCAAUAGUCUAUUUAUCCUACAUGACUCAUCUCAAACCAAUCUGGCAUAGUGCCCCACCUGAGAUUGGGCUCUGGGUCCACCCUUGUUUGGAAACCACUAUUGAGGUAUAUUGGUAAGUGACUAACCUGCUGUUUCUCCCUCCUCUCCCACAGGUUGCUGCCCCUGCUGUCCAGCCGAAUGCAGUAAAUGCAGCCAGGGCUGUCAGUGUGAAAAGGGAUGCGAGAGCUGCAGCUGCUGCAACUGAUUGAUGGAUCCGUGUCUGAGACCUGAUCUGUUACUCUGUAAUAUCUGUGUAUGGUCUGAUCUGUAUGUUACUAAAGAUCUACAGCAUUAUUGGAAACGCUUGGCAAUGCAAAUGUCUCACUGAUUUCAUAAUAAAUAUAGUAAUAGACAAAUAAUUUUGCCUUUGAUUUUGUGAAAUUGGAAGGAACUCUCUAAUAGUAAACAUUUUUAAAAGUAAUGGUUUAUAAAAGGAAGUGACUUUACAGUCUGUCUGACAUCCACUAGAGGUGUGUUUAUUGAAAAAUGUAAACAGAACACAGUGAUCUGUGAAUGGUCCUGCCCCCUCAGACUGAACAAGGGGAGGAUUGACCAGGAGAAGAGUGAGGGCUGGGGCUACGCAUACACACAAUUAUUCUAUAGGUGUGUAUAUAUACACACACACAACAAUUUGUAUCACAUUUAAACUUGUGCUUUCAUUUAAUUUUUAAUUAGAGGCUUGAGAAAUGUGUGUGUACAUGUGCUUGUGAUGCAACUCUCAAUCUGGCUGCUCUAGAUCACUAAUGGUGACUAUGGACAGCUAGCUCUGGUUCCAGCCUCUUGAUUGGUACAAUAAUUAAAAGGAAUUAGUCAUGGUGUCUUUUGGAGCCUCUCUGCCCCACUUAGCGCAGAGAUAACGGUGAUUAGCUGGAGCUGCCAGCCUUGCACCUGGGGACAACUAUCCUCCUCCAAUAAUUGUGAUGCAAAUGAAUAUGUAGGGUUAAAAAAAAUUUGGAAAAAAGAUCAUAUUGGAGCUUUUCUUUUAGCACAUUUUUUUCUUUUCUACCUGGGCUGUACAGUUAAUGCUCAUUCGCAUCAGAGAAUGCAAAGGAAUUUACUAAAGUGUGUUUUUUGGGCACUCAAAGUUAAAUGAUUUAUAAAAUAUUUUACCAGGAUAGAUACAUUGAGAUUUCUCUCGUUUUCAUGUCCUGGGUCCACAAAACAUUGAAUUGUCACAAUAGGAUACAAUAUUACAAAAAAUACAAUAUACAAAUAUAUAUUACACAAGAUCCAGCGCACUCACCUAUCCACUAAACAGCAACUUCAAUGUUGACAGAUUUUUAUUUUCAUUCUUUUUUAAACACCUAAUCUAGGCAAAAAUAAUGGGGGUUUAGUUGCAUUAUAUGAUCAUACAUUGCAUAAGCCUGCCACAACGUCAAUGUACCCCAUCUUUGGCAGGUCCUACUCUAACAGCCUAAUGUCUGCUCUUAUGAGAUAAACCCACUUACUUGGGUUCCAUCUGGGGUUCUCUGCAGUACAAGGCUAAAUAGGGCCCUGGGAUGAGGCACCUGUGACAGGGAGAAGUGCAAAACCAAGGAGUUGGGUAGACUCCCAAAUAUAUAUAUAUAUAUAUAUAUAUAUAUAUAUAUAUAUAUAUAAAAAUGAAACCAGUGGGAUGCACUCACCUGAACAUGUAUAAAUGGGGUGCUGCUGGGGGCCAGAGCAGACUUUAGGCUGGUAGAGUAGGACCUGCCAAAGAUGGGGUACAUUGACAUUGUGGCAGGCUUAUGCAAUGUAUGAUCAUAUAAUGCAGGGGUUCUCAACCCAGUCCUCAGGACCCCCUACCAGUCCAGGAUUUGGGGAUUACCUGUGUGUCUCUCAGGUGUUUAGAAAAAGGGGAAAAAACACCUUAGACUAAGGUGUUUUUUUUUUCUUUUUCUAAACACCUUAGACACACCCAGGUAAUCCCUAAACCCUGGACUGGCAGGGGGUCCUGAGGACUAACGUUGAGAACCCCUGAUAUAAUGUAACUAAACCCCCGUUAUUUUUGCCUAGAUUAGUUUUUUUUAACUAAUAAAAUCUGUCAACAUUGAAGUUGCUGUUUAGUAGAUAAGUGAGUGAGCUGGAUCUUGUGUAUUGUAUAAAUUGGCCCACAGGAGCACCCCAUUUAUGCAUGUUCAGGUGUGUGCAGCUCCCUGGUUUCAUAUAUAUAUAUAUAUAUACCAACGCCUUGGUUUUGCACCCUUCCCUGUCACAGGUGCCUCAUCACAGUCCCCUAUUUAGCCUUGUACUGCAGAGAGUCCCAGAUGGAAUUGUUCCCCCAAGUAAGUGGAUUUAUCGCAUAAGAGCAGACAUUAAGCUGUUAGAGUAGGACCUGCCAAACAUGAGGUACAUUAUGCAAUGUAUGAUCAUAAUGUAACUAAACCCCCCAUUAUUUUUGCCUAGAUUAGGUGUUUUAAAAAAAAAAAAAACUAAUAAAAUCUAUCAACAUUGAAGUUGCUGUUUAGUAUAUAAGGGAGUGCGCUGAAUCUUGUGUCUUGUAUAAAUCGGCUCCCAGCAACACCCCAUUUAUGCAUGUUCAUGUAAGUGCAGCAACCUGGUUUCACAUUUUAUAUAUAUAUAUAUAUAUAUAUAUAUAAAUAAAUGUAACAAAGUAGGUGAUAAAUAUAUUCAACCAUGACAGGUGCAUUUUGUGCUGAGGUAUGUUGCCAUAGAUCUCUUAAAAGAUUUUAGAUUGAAUGAAGCUUUGACUGUGUCCCUGAGGUUAUUCUAUAAUUGCGGUGCUCUGUAGGAAAAUGAGGAUCGAGCCACUUUAUUUUUGUAUUGUGGUAUGCUAAAUAUCGUGCUAAAAUAUAAACCUUUUCUUUCACUUUGAUUUUCAGACAAUUGAAAUGUUAGUAAAUAAUCUUGUGUUUGUAUCAACUAUAUACUCCUAUUUCCAAAAACAAGGGGUGUGGAAUUUCUGUUUCUCAACGCUUGCAGCAUAUAGUCCUGGUGCCAGGUUUUUGUUUUUUUUGUUUUUUUUAUCCCUUUAGCAGUGCAGCAGGUAAGUGGCUGGACUGCUACAGAAAGGCCUUAGAAGGCCAGGGCCAGAGCGGGAAUGUAAGUGGUGCAGACCAUAUAAAUCUUGUGGUCCCAGCUCACUAGUGGAUCAGGGCACAUCCGCCAUUAUUCCCAACUUGCCCCCAUGAAAUUAGUGUGGUCUGCACCCACUGGAGUUGCAGACAGCCAGGGGACUUUAAAACCACUCCCUGCAGAAAGAAAAGCAAUACACAAAGCACUGCAGCUACCACACACUGCACACAGCAGGUGCAAACACACAUUCCAUAAAUACUACACACAGCCAGCACGUAUAUAACUCUAUGGAGGGCACACUAGGCCUGUGACUCUAUUUUGACUGUUGGGACAAGUAGAUUUGGCAUUAGUCUCCCAUAUCUCCGAAAUAUGAGAGGUUCAACUACUCCAUUUAUAACAAGCUAGUGAUCUACUAAGGCCAAACCACCUACCUGUGAUGAAAAAUAGGAUUUUGGUCACAAAUGGUCAUAAAUAGAUCAACAGCCACAAAGUAUCCGACUAGUGGCUGCAACUUAGUCACAUGGUCGUGUAUUCACUAAACUCUGAAUUGUUUUGGGUUGAUCUACAAAUAGUAAAAUAUAGAGUACAAUAUUUAAUUAUAUUAAAAGAUUGUCCAGCUCAGCUGAGGGCCAAGUUUUAAAUUAUUUCAGCUUUUUUUUUUAUUUUGAAGUUUAGAAUGUAAUUUGCUAGACUUAAUGAUGUCAGCACUUCCCCAGGAAGCACCUCCAGUAGCCAUCUGAGGAGUGGCCAGUGAAAGUUUCCCUAGGCUGUAAUGUAAACACUGCAUUUUCUGUGGACAAAACACUGUUUACUGCAGAAAGCCUGCAUAUAAUGAUUCUACUCACCAGAACAAAUACAAUAAGCUGGAGUUGUUCUGGUGACUAUAGUGUCCCUUUAAAUCUGUAUAUUUAAAAAAACUCCUGCAGUAUGUAUAAUGGGCACAAAUAUAUAUCAAAGUUUAUAUACCUUCCCACCAAUCAUGAAAAACAGCCAAAAAAACCCCCCAGAAUCUAAAACACAGAACACCCUGGAUAAAGCAGCCAGUAAGUAUUGGCCGCUCUCCUCCUGCUAUCUUACAUGACUCACGGCAGAAAUGUCUCUGGAUUCCAAGCUGCAGUUCAGUAUUUAAAAGGCUCCGGUCACAUGACCCCUAAUAGCCAAUCCCUGUAUGUGGGAGGGUAGAAAAUCUUUGUUUCAGGAAGAUAUUGCUGAUACUUGUAUCGUGGUAAGUAUAGAAGGGAGGGGAUAAUUUGGCACCAUAUAGAACAGUAUGGACUACAUCCAUACUUUAUGAUCAGUUACAGGCUACGCCUACAUGCCUCAAUUCUGAAGUAUGAGAUAAGUAGAACAUAAAAAACAGGGAUUUAUUCACUAAACAGUAAGUUGACAGUGAGUUGAAAUGAUUAUUACACAAUAGCAGAGUUAGAAAAAAUAAUUCUCUGCCUCUGCAAUGUCAACCUACAUAAUGAAACCAGGGUGUCAACUCACCUACACUCACUGUUUAGUACAUAAUGGAUAACCUUGGCACUCAAGAUGCUUGCUUUUCUUCUGGUGUUUAACCCCUUAAGGACCAAACUUCUGGAAUAAAAGGGAAUCAUGACAUGUCACACAUGUCGUGUCCUUAAGGGGUUAAUCAAACAGUAGGGAACAGUGGGAAAAAAAUAGGCAAAGGCAAUAAAGUAAAUCUCCAACUCAGAGCUACACUUGCAAGCCUUACUCCUAAAUGGGGAAGGUAGCCGUUUAUUUUCCUACAUGAUAUUCAAAAAACAGGGUGCAAGAGAAUACUGAGAACGGACAACAUCUCAAAUAAUCUGCCCUUGAAUGCGUCCCCGCUCAGAUCUCAAGCUGGUUGUAGCUCAUCUUGUGCCGUUACAAAAAGAACCAGGGCCAUUCACAUAUCAGACUGAUCCCAUCCAUAAGGGCAGAACAAAUCCAAAAUGCAGGCCAGCUCUCUCUGCACGAGAGCGACAGCAACCCCAGACGAUUGUUUGAACCUUGUUAGGCAUUGUCAAUGAGGUAUAGUCACAAUCUCUCUAGGCACCGUAAGCAAGGGGACCACGUCUGGAUUACCCUUUAAAUUUAGAGAGCGCAAAAAACAGGGUGUUAGAGAGUACUGAGAACAGACAACAGCUCAAAUAACCUGCCCUUCGGCAGGUCCCAUCUCAAACUGCUUUUAGCUCAUAUUGUGCCAUUACAAAAAGUUCCAGGGCCACAAAGGUGGAACAGAUCCAAAAUGCAGGCUGGCUUUCUCUGCACGAGAGAUACAGUAACCCCAGACGAUAUUGACUGUGUUUUACCUAUGACUUAUGUAUGUUAAUGUUUUAGGUUGCUUCUUAAUGCACAUGCGGCUCUAAGGUAGCAUAAACUGGAUUGUAUUACUAUAAUUUUCGGAAAUACUGGAUUGUAUGUUGAAUGCUACUGAUUUAAAAUAAAAAUAUAUAUUUAUUUUUUUUUUACAAAAAAAUAAAUAAGAAUAAAACAAAUUUCCAACUCCAAUGUAGUCACAUUUUGGGCAUUUUAGCCCCCACUGAGUGCUCACUUCCUUUCAGUCAGGCCGGGAACAGGUAACUGAAUCUCCUGUACCGCGCGGUACCCGGCCGGACUGACAGGACGAAGAGGAGCUCGGCCACCCACUCUGCACAGGGAAGGGGAGGUGAGAAGAGAGGGAGGAGUAAAAAAAUAGAGGGGGAAAAAAUUGGGGGGAGUAAAAGAAAAUGGAGGGGGGGAUUAAAAAAUACGAAGAUGUGGACCAGUUUAGGGGUAGAUACAGAGAGAUAAACCAGUUAAGGGGGUGAUACAGAGAUAUGGACCAGUUCACUAGGAGAUAUGGACCAGUUAUGGGGAUUAAAAAGAAUGGAGGGGGGGAUUAAAAAAGAAUGGGGGGAGUAAAAAGAAUAUAUCGCAAUUAGCCUCCUGUGUGCUAGACCAGCAGGCAUGGAUUAUAUGCCCAAACAGCCUGGCACAUACCUGGAUUUUAAAUGCUAUUUCAGAUUAUCAUUAUUUAAUGUCUUGCUGUGUAGCUCUGUCUGCUCACUGUACAUCAUGGCUAAUUUUUAUUUGGUGUGCAUUGGAAGAGGGGUAGUCUUAUACGGCGAGUAUAUCCCAAACUCUAUAUUUUAACUGGAAAAGUUGGGGGUCGUCUUAUACGCCGGAAAAUACGGUAGUUGUAUGCAUCGCAGAAGAACAGGUAGGCACAACAACGGAGUAAAUAAGAUACACUUCAUACCUGUAGAGAAGUUGCAGUGCCAGAGAAUAACACCAGCCAUCAGCCCAGAAAAAUAGACAUAAACAUAAACAAAAAAAAAAACAUACUGCAAUAGAAUAAUAUUAAAAAGUCAACUCUAGGCUUAUUGCGUUAUAGCCAAUCACUGAAUCAGCAGCCACAGGAGAGCCUGCAGUCCUGUCCUGGUACUGCUCAGUCCAGUAGCAUCUGGCUGUGACUGAUGGGAGUUUGGCCCUCCCCUCUCUCCCUCUGCUACACAACUCAUUGCUAGGCUGGGAGGAAGUGACUUGUACUCACUACCUGAUAGCACUGCAGCUUCACCUAGAACAGUAAGCAUUGUCAGCUGUUAAACGGCCUCUGCUCCUGAGCGUGCCCAUUAUCAAAUAUGGCCAUCAGGUGCCUCUAAGGGUGUAGACCACCUGAUGGGCUCUCCUCAGCUCAUGGGCCCCGGUGUAGAUCCACCACGGAGAAUGAGAUUGGAAGGAUAAAAUACAUAUGUUUUAAGAAAUACUCAUAUUAGGCACAAAAAAGGCAUAUCUAUUAUCAAAAAUGUAUAAUUAUUUAUAUAUCUCCAACAAAGACCACAGUACAGUAUAGUUGAAUAAGCAGCAUGCAAUAGUUUAAAAUAUUGAUAGCAUAGUAUUGAGGUUGAGUCCUGCCCAAGGGCGCUUACAGUCUAAAGGUUUGCAUUAAUUUCUCCCGCAACAAUUAAUCAGGAAGCUGCAGCCAUCGUCAAAGUUCUAAAAGCAGGCGUUCAAUAUUGCAGCAACACCUUUCAUUUUCAAGUACAAAGUCGACUGAACCAUAAAACUGACCUGUACGGUAUCUCCUCCCACACUUUAUUUACCAAAGGCAUGACGACAGCUCUAUUCCCGAUUGUAAAUCUCACCUAUUUCUAAAUAUUCUGUUCUAACCCCUAAUACAGGGUCAGUUUGUUCCCGUGGAGAAGAUACAAUGUCUACACAAUGGGAGGACAUGCCUCAAGAAAUCCUUGCACAAAUCUUUUACUACCUACCUCUAGGAGACAGACGGACAGUAUCCCAGGUGUGCCAGUCCUGGGCAUGUGGAGUGGCAUCUUCCACAGUUUGGCACUACACAGAGAUUAGGUAUGUAUUAGCUUUGUUCCUCAACACUGUAAUAGUUAUAACUUGGGACCAUUCAAAGCAAGCCAUGAGCUGAAAUGAGUGGAUGUCCCAGUCUCUGGUCACGGAUAUAUAUACCGAUAAGUAGUUUAUUUGAAUUUAUUCUCACUACUAUUGUGCUUGUUUUACUUGUCUUGUAGUUUUUCAGCUUUGGUUGUUUGUUUUCUUCCCCCCUAUAAAGAAGGUUCACUCAACCCAUUCACUUAAAUGAAUUCCACUGCUUUAACUCUUGUUUUUAAUAAAGUACCUUUAAAUCUUUAAGGAUAGAGGUAAUUUUAAUUGUAAGAACCUAAAGAAAACCUUGAAAAAUGUGUUUGUUCCACCAUAACUUAACCCCUUAAAGGACCACUCUAGGCACCCAGACCACUUCAGCUUAAUGAAGUGGUCUGGGUGCCUGGUCCAGCUAGGGUUAACCCUUUUUUUUUUUUUUUAUAAACAUAGCAGUUUCAGAGAAACUGCUAUGUUUAUAAAUUGGUUAAUCCAGCCCUCAAAUCCUCUAGUGGCUGUCUCAUUGACAGCCGCUAGAGGCGCUUGCGUGAUUCUCACUGUGAAAAUCACAGUGAGAACACGCAAGCGUCCAUAGGAAAGCAUUGUAAAUGCUUUCCUAUGAGACCGGCUGAAUGCGCGCGCAGCCAGCCGAAAGGGAGGAGAGGAGGAGGAUCUGAGGCGGCGGGAGGGGGUCCCUGAGGGUGGGGGCACCCUCAGGGCACUAUAGUGCCAGGAAAACAAGUAUGCUUUCCUGGCACUAUAGUGGUCCUUUAAGGACACAUGACAUGUGUGACAUGUCAUGAUUCCCUUUUAUUCCAGAAGUUUGGUCCUUGCAGGGUUAAGCCUUCCUCUAGUGGCUGUCUACUAGACAGCCACUAGAGGGACUUCUGUGUUCAUAGAACAUGAAAAGUGUUUUAAAACGACGCUGGACGUCCUCACGCUAUGUGAGGACUUCCAGCGUUGCCGAAAUUCCACACUAUCCACAACCCUAAAUAGCUUUAACCCAUUCCUUACACUAAUUAACCCUACAGUUAACCCUACCGUAACAGUAACCCUAUCAAUACCCUAAGGAAAGUUUCUGCAAUUCUGAUAUCUAUUAAUAUGACUGCCAUCUACUCACCGUUUUCUUAAAGGGACACUUCAGGCACCCAGACCACUUCUGCCCAUUGGAGUGGUCUGGGUGCCAACUCCCACUACCCUUAACCCUGCAAGUGUAAUUAUUGCAGUUUUCAUAAACUGCAAUAUUUACAUUGCAGGGUUAAGCCUUCCUCUAGUGGCUGUCUACUAAACAGCCACUAGAGGGACUUCUGUGUUCAUAGAACAUGAAAAGUGUUUUAAAACUACGCUGGACGUCCUCACGCUAUGUGAGGACUUCCAGCGUUGCCGAAAUUCCCAUAGGAAAGCAUUGUAUAAUGCUUUCCUAAGGGGAGGUCUAAUGCGAGUGCCCCGCGGGGGGAGGAAAGUAGGCGAUGGACUCUGGUAAGUCACUAGAGGGGUUUUAACCCCUUCAGCAACUUGGGGUGGGAGGCAGAGGGGCACUAGAGUUUCCUGCAGUGCCAGGAAAGCACUAGAGAAUCCCUUUAAGUACUUUCUAUAGAAUUAUGAAUGGAGCCUACUUUCCAACCGAUUACAAUGUGAUCGGGGCUGGCCAGUUAGCAAAGAUCACUCCUUGUUUUAUUGAUUGCAUGUAAUAUUCUAAUUUACUGAGAUUGUGGAUUUGGGGUUUUCACGAGCUGUAAGCCAUAAUCAUCGCACUUAUGACAAAUCACGGCUUUAACUAUCUUGCUUUGCAUGUAAUGCGUCUAUCUCGUAUAUUAGUUUCCCCUUUUACGUUGCAUUACUGAAAUGAAUAAACUUUUGCACGAUAUUCUAAUUUUUUGAGUAUCACCUGUACAUAAGGAUAUUCACUGAAUGAAGACUCCGAGCACCAUAACCAUUUCAUUUUGAUGUAGUGGUUAUGAAUCCAGAACUACUAUAGCACCCUCUGCAAACCAAUUAAGAACAAAUUGACAACUUUCCUGGGUCUCCCCUGGUACCUAUCACUACAGCCAUUCUUCCACUGAGCUAAGCAAGGCCGCUCUCGUUGGCUCAGAUAUUCAGCCAGUGAGCAUGGCCCUAUGUCGGGCUGUGCUUAGCUGUGGGGAGACAGGUUGCAGAAAAAGCUGGAUGUGGAACAGGCGGCCUGAGGGACCAGAUAGGUUGUCAAACUAUUCUUUAAACGGUUUGACUACUUACUCUUGGGAGGGUGCAAAGGCAUUUGGCACCAUAACCAAUAUAGCCGGCUAUAUUGGUUAAGGUUCUUGGAGUGUUCAUUUAACACAUCUUUACCUCAUAUAAUACAGUUUAUUCAUAUAUUUCUUUUACAUUAAUUUUACUGUCAUUUUUACCAUUUUAUUUACAACAUGACUAACCAUAUAAAUACAUUUAAAUAAUUCAUCAAUGCAUAUUGUACAGAUUUUCCUUUUUUUUUUUAAAUUUUUUUUUUUUGAAGUGCACAGAAAACAUUACAAGCAGGCAUGAGGUGCCCCGAGAGCAAUCCUCAGGCUUUUUCUCGCAAAACAUGCGGGGCAUUUGCUUACAAGGCACAUUUUUUAUAUUAUUGUUAGCUUAUACAAAUCAGUUCGUGUGAGUAGUGUUACACUUUAAUUAGGCUAGGACAGUGUUUAAACUAGUCUGCGUGCAUCACAGGUUAUACAUGUUAUGUAUAAAAUUAAUGAGAUGUGUAUUCAAACGGUUCUGCCUUAUUUUACAAUAGAUAUUCAUCUCAAGCUAGGUAUAUGUUACGUAAGCUUAAUCCAGAACAACAAAUCUGCUCUGCAAACACAUUUUACAAGGGUUAAAUAAGCAUAUAUAGCGGUGUGCAUUAAAUCAAGACAUAAAAAUGAGUUUUGCAAGGUGAGCUAAGAUUGCCACUGGGUCAUUCCUGUAGAUGGGAGCAUAUAAGGUCCCGAGUGUUCAAGAGUAUGGAACAUAUUCAGGUUGGACUGUGCAUUAGGGGACCAGCGUUUGUUUGUGUAUCCCAUGCCUGGUGCUGUCCGGCUGCUUGCUCAGAUGGGUGCGUUGCGCCUCACAGGAAAGUCCUGGAUAUAAGUGCAGCCAUUGGUGUUGCUUCCCGGGCGUAUCAGGUGGGCCCCCCUUGCAUGAUGAUGUCCUCCCCAGGUACAGAGGUAUUCCUUUUUAAACCAAAUUAUAUGAUGUAGGCUUCCCUUUGGUCCGCCGACGCUUCUCUGGGGCAGGUUUCCGUGGUGGUCAGAUGGCAUUUGAUGGCUGCCUCUGCAGCAGGCGCCAUCUUGCUGGCAGGUCGCACAUGCGGCUGGCGUGCGGCAGCCAUCUUGGAGGAUUGCCGCUUGAGAGUGUGCCGCAGCAGAAUGGUAGCUUACAUCCCAGCUUGGCAUGACAGUAGUUGCUUGUGCAGACCGGGAUGACCCCCCCGGUCCAGAGGGGGGGGGGCGCCAGACGCCGGCCGGAGACCCGGGAGAGCGGCCGUCUCUUCCCGGCUCAAGCUCCAGCAUGCCUCGGGCCUUCGUCGGGUUACUGUAGGUGCCGGGCAGAGUCUGGAAGGUAUCGCCUCGUAGCCCAUGUUCUGGGGAGCAUUGUGGUCUGUGUUACGGGUGGUUGGGGAGUUUCAGCCUCCAGUUUGCGCCGAUUUUCGGGCUCCAAGGCAGGAGCUCAGACUAAACACGUCUGAUCCCGUCGGCGGUCCGGCCCCGCCCCCAUUGUACAGAUUUUCAUCCCACCAAGGUAAUGGUAAAAAAAGAAAAAGAAACAAACAAACCAAAAAAUGUAGCUAAAAUAACAACUGUAAGUCUUUUGGGUGAACUACCACCAAACUACAACAUCUGAGUGCUACAUUAUUUGACAAUUCUUUGAGCCUUAAUUUGCAAAGAAACAUUUUCAGUUAUUGUGAGAAGGCCUUUUGUAACAGUGGCACAUACAGGGGCGUACCUAGAGCAUUUGGCACCCGCGGCUCAGACCCACACACAUACAACCACAGACACACCAUAACAUACACAUAAUUAGAUGUACACACACACUCAUCACAUACAUACACACAUUUAAUAAGAGGUCCACCCAACCUUCCUACCUUGUUCUGGGAGGGCUGGUGGUCAGUGGUUGCUGCUGGGAUCUCUGUGCUAGUCCUGCACAGCCCCUUGCAUGGACUGUAAUGACGCCGAUGCCGGGAUGACUUCAUGUCCCAGCUGCUGGCUCACUGCAGGGUGAAGACAGUCAGACACAGUCAGAUGCACAGUUAUACACAUAUACUGUCAAAUACAGCCACAUGCACAUAGUUACUCGCACACAGUCAAACACACAGUUACAGACAGACAGUCACACACAGUUACACACACAGCUACAGACAGGCAGUCACACACACACACACACACACACACAGUUAUAGGCAGUAAUACACACAAUUUCAGGCAGACUAACACAGUUACAGGCAGCAUCACACAGUCACAGGCAGAUAGUCAUUCACACUCAGUGACAUGCAGACAGUCACAUAUACGGUCACAGUUACACACACACACACAAACACAGCACACACUCUCUCUCUCUCUCUCUCUCUCUCUCUCUCUCACUGGUGGAAGAGUGGAGUCAGUGAAGUCCCUGGUCUGUAGGUGUUGGGGAAUCGGGGAAUCCUUCCUGCUUCCCCUCUGUGUGCAGCAGCAGUGGGUGGAGACAGCCUUUUUUGUGCCCCGCUGACGAUUUGGCUCCCCCCAUGGCCGAUUUGGCUCUGCCCCAACUCUCCGUGCAGUUCUCCUGCUCUCGGCCCCUGCGUGUGUGAGCUGUGUCGGCUGUCCGGCAUCCUGUGCAGCCACACAGCUCACACCUCCCCAAGCCUGGCCAGCACUGGUGGCACCCCCCUACCUUGUGGCACCUGGGGCGGACCGCACCCCAGCCCUCCCCUUAAUACGCCACUGGGCACAUAGGGUAUUUACUUUCUAGUUAGUUGUUAAAACAACAUGGCUACCACCCAAUUACCCCAUUUUGUUUUUUUAAAUAAAGAUUGAGAUUGCAAGAAAAAAAUACAAAUCAAGAAUUACCACACCAGUCUCACUAAAAUUAUUUGGCACAGAGAAAGAAACAUACACAUUUUUAGCAUUUAGCUAAGUAAUUGUUCUCUGAAGGAUUCAGUCAAUAUAACUAAACAUAAGUACUGGUUAAGAGUACAAUGAAUGCAAAGACUAAUGGAGCUUAUGUCCCUUUCCUUUUGGUUAUAGCUGGGUGUCGGAAGAAGAGUUGCUAACACUCGAUGGAUUAGAGCACUUUCUGGUCCAGAUACAACAACUAAAGAUUGUUUUUGACCAAUCCAAAGAAGCAAAUCGCAAUAAUGUAAUAAAUAUUAUAGAUUGUCUGGCCAAAGAGAAAAACAAAUUGCAAAGCCUGACUAUUGAAUGCAGUGGAGAACACCCUUUAUUUUAUUCGGGGCAGGAAAUUUUGGGAAGCAUCAUGAACCUUUGUCGGAAGGAAAGUCCUGUUGACCUCCAACACAUUGAUCUACGAAAGUUCCCUUUUACACUUAGUGAUGGUUUUGUAAGACUUAUUGCUCGAGGGAGCCCAAAUCUACAUAGUUUGUACAUAAACAACGGCACAUUAGUUUGUAAAGUAACCUCUGAAACGUUGAAAGCAGUUUUAGAGUUUUGCCCCAAACUCUCUGUCCUAGGCACCUUUUGUUCCAGGUUGACUGAAGAGGUUUUCCAUGAAUUUAUGAAACCAUGCAGGCCACCACUUAUGCGCCUGGAUAUUUUGUGUGAAAGGUUGGAUAAAUACACACAUUCCAUAUCUGAUGAAGCAUGGGGUGAGCUUUUUCUACGUCAUCCCACCCUUCGUGUGGACCUAGAACUUGAUCACACUAUCCCUGCUGAGAAAAUCCUUCAAACCUUACAACCAAAUAUUCCUGUGUCAACCUUACAACUCAACACCUUCAACGAAAUGGUGAACCAAAUUAGAUUUGUCACCAACCACUACUGGCGCACUCUAAAUAAGCUAGUUAUACGCACCACCUCAUCCAGUAACCUAGACUCUGCUCUUAUUGAUUUGGCUACAAAGUGUGGUGGAUUGGAAGAAAUUCAUUGCUACUUUUUAGUAGGACCUGAAGUGAUUCAAGCUUUCCUAAAACACUGUCCUCGCUUGAAAAAAUAUACUCUUAAAAUUAUCAAAGAAAAACACCCAUGGAAAGCAAUAUGGACCCAGCCAUCUACAGACUAAUACAUAAAUGCAAAUAUGCUGUAAGUAUUGAUAUAAAAUAUUUAAUACAAAAUUAUGAAUGCGCUUUCAUCUAUGCAUAUUAACCCCUUAAGGAUCAAACUUCUGGACUAAAAGGGAAUCAUGGCAUGUCACAAAUGUCAUGUGUCCUUAAGGGGUUAAAUAUUGUUCCACAUUUUAGGUACUUAUGGAAAAUGCAGCAGGUGUAAGUCUUAAGGCACUGUGAGUGGAGAUUAAAAGAGGUCCCCAUGUUAUUUUAAUGGGUCCUCAAUGAAACAAACAUCAUAUUCAACAAGUCCAAGGUAACUUCCCACAAUAGAUUACUAGCUCCCCCAGAAAAAUGGACAACCUCUGAACAAUGGGGGAAGACUAAUGAAGCCGUUUUUCUAAUAAUACUGGUUUAUAUAUGCACAUUAGGCCCUAUAGUCCCAAUGUGCAUGUAUAUGUACUACACACACACACACACAUAUUUAUAUGCACAUAAAGUCCAAAAACGUGCACUCCUGGUUAUAGCCAAUAAAGCCCGCUGCCGGUUUGGCAAAAAUUGUUCAAAAAAACAAGGAAAAACCGCACUCCAGGGACUUAGUAUUACAAAAUAUAAAACUUAGCUUUUAUUUACAUGAUCCAAUAAAAUCUCAACGUUUCAGCUUCCAACAGAGCUUUCAUCAGGACAAUAAACAUACACUAAUGAACAGACAUGGAUUAUAUACCCUUACCGUAAUUAAAGUAAAUACUUACCAAGCUGAUGAGGACAGUGUGUACAGCCGGCUCAAACCCCAGCUCACUCUGCCAGGUACAAGCAUGCUGAAGGCCUAGAAGGGAGUGACGUUUGCAUUCCAGCCUGUUGUUUGAGUUACCCCUGCAACACAUAGUGCUGCAGUACCUGUGUGCACAUAUACACACAUUCAUAUAUGUGUAUGUAUGUAUAUAUCUCCGUCAGGGUCCUCUCUGCUGUCAGAACAUUGCUGCGGGUCACAAUGGCCAGGCUCGCAAGAGAAGGAGAGCCAAGCUGCUGUCUGACUGCAGAGGUGGAAGAUGUAACUCCUGGGCCCCCUCUUCAGUAUACAAGAUGCUGUGCAACCGAACCACCGGGGAAACUAGUGUCCCCUGAAUUUUACAUUUAAAAACAAAAAAACCUGCUCACUCUCCCACAGCCCUUAUCCAACACCAAAAAACACACACUCUGCAUCCACUACACAAACUACCACACUGCAUCCACUACUUGGGGAUGGGCUCAGUGGGCCAACUCAGUGGUGAGCUCUGGGAGCCCAGUGCUUGAGCCGUGUAAGGGGCUUAAACAUUUCUGAUAGCAGCCUGAUGGUGCCCAUGGGAUCCUCAGAAUUGAAGAGACAAGGUCUUACAAACAUAUUUUCCUUUCCACCUCAGACAAUCACAAACAAAAUAUUAAUACCUGAUUGUACCUGUACAGUGUGCCACCUCAGAGAGGACAAAUAAUUGAUUUAUGCAAUCUGAGUUGUUAUAGAAGUGAAGCAAGUGAGGAUUAUACAUUUUAUUCUAAUGCAUGCUUUCACUAUAUGAUAAGGGUUUAAGAAAUGUGAGUACCGGAGGCAGAAUUAAAGAAUCAGAAUUGACUCUUAGUGCUGAGUGCUGACUGAGUGAGCUAGGUGAAUGAGCUAAGAACGAGUGCAGUGACAGAGCUGAAUCUUUUGCACACGUCCCUUAGAGAUGUCACAAUGCAGCCAGACGUCUCCUAGUGACUCAUCUUCCUGAAUAGGCCGUGCUCACAGAAAAACCACCAACUGAGCUGAGUGGAACACUGAUCUGGGCUGGGUAUUCCUCUAAACUAGGCCACUGAAUGGAUGGACGGGACAUUCUACAACUGACUAACCAAGACUGGAUUACAUAACAGUGAUUUAUAGGUCACUUGACAUCUUAUGGCUCAAUUAAAUAAAAUAAAUACAUAUAAAUGAUAAUAUACACACACAAAUAAAAAUAAAACUCUUGUGUCAGCAUGAAAAUGUAUCAUAAUACGUUUUAAUGAUAUUUCCUGCUAUCAUCACAGUCUUGCCCCUAAAGGUUCUAUGCAAUUAUUGCAUUUUUAUUCCAUUAUAAGAGGCAAUGUGGCAAGUUUGAUAACAUAUGAUAUAAGGUAAUAAAAAGAUAAAAAACAGCGCUCGACAAAUUCCAGGCACCAGGAAAUUUGUCCUGGCAUCUGGGAAUUUUUUGAGACGUUCCCUCUGGGUCGGGCACCGAUGGAGCUGUGAUCUUCCUGCUCUGCUCCCUCUCGUGCGCGCCACUUGGUGAUGCCAGAUAUGACGUCACUCCAGCCCCAGCAUCACUAAGCAGCGUGUGAAAGAACAGAGCAGGAAGAUUACAGCUCCCUUGAGGCCUGCCUUCACUCUACCCCAGCCUACGGCCCACUGGACCACAGGGAAAGCUGGUCCACUCUACCGAAGAAGGUAGGGAGGUUGAGUGGACUUACAUUGAAUUAAAACAUAUAAUUUGUCAGUGUAUGUAUCCGUUUCUGUCACUGUCAGUGUGUGUGUCUGUCUGGGUAUGUUUGUGUUUCUAUCAGUGUGUGUCUCUCAGAUUAGGUAUGUAUUUCAGUCAGUGUAUACUGUGUGUGUCUGUCAUGGUAUGUGUGUCUAUCACGGUAUGUGUGUGUCUGCCAAUGAGUGUGUAUGUUUAGGUGGCCUACCCCCUCCGAUUGUUUAGGAAUGGUGUUUUUACUCACCGUUUUUUACAUGUCAGGCCGGUCUCCCCGGGGCUGGUCCCUUCUCCAUGCCUGAGAUACUCAAGCUUGUUAAUCUCAGCUCAUUCAAUGCUCUUCCAUUGGCCCAUAGGAAAGUAUUGUUAAGCUAUUACGUAUGCGCUGCAAAACGCUGUGCCAGUCAAGCAUCUCCUCAUAGGGAUGCAUUGAAUCAGUGCAUCUAUAUGGGAAACCUUCAGCCCCUCCAUGCAGAGCACACUGUGCAGCAAUGAGAGAAGAAGCACUUUAAUGGCAGUCUGAGUGACUUCCACUAGAGGUGUCACUAGACAUACAUGUAAACACUGUCUUUUCUCUGAAAUGGCAGGGUUAACAUUGAAAAACCUGCAGGGACAGGCUAUAUACACCAGAACCACUACAUCAAGCUGUAGUGGUCCUGGUGACUAUAGUGUUUCUUUAAGAAAGUUUUUUUUUCGUUGAAAAUUAAAAAAGGUGAAAAGCUAUGUAAAUUUAACAAAAAAAAACCUAACUUUUUAGGUGGCUGGAUUCGAAACAAGUUUGUCAAGCCCUGAUGUGGAAAUAUAUAAUUGUUGCAUUAAAUAAUCAAAUGAAAUAUAUUAACACAGCUAGAAGACUAGUUUAGGAUUCCUGGAAAUCAUUAAAGGGACACUAUACACACCAAAACCACUACAUUAAGCUGUAGUUCUUCUGUCUAUAGCCUGUCCCUGCAGGCUUUUUAAUGUAAACACUCCCCUUUCAGAGAAAAGGCUGUAUUUACAUUACUGCCUUGCAACACCUCUAGUGGCAGUCACUCAGAUAGCUACUAGGUGCUUCCUGCGUCAGUGAUGCACAAUUUGCAGCACUAACGUUCAGCGUCUCCAUGACGUUCAAUGCAUCUCAAUGAGGAGAUGCUGAUUGGCAUAGCGUGAGCAUUAGCCUCCCGAUGCUUUCCUGUGAGAAAGCAUUGGAUUACCUGAGGGGCAGGGGCUGUGGGCCUAAAUUGUGUUUUACACCGAUUGUGUCAGGAAUACAUAUUUGUAUUCCUGACAUUAUAGUGUUCCUUAAUAAACAGAUAUAAAUAAUUUGGACUUGAUACUAUGAUUUUUUUUUUAUGAACAUAUAGGGUAAAAACAAACAAAAUAUUCUAGUGUAGUAUAUAUAAUAAAUCCAUGGGAUAUAUUUUGUGAUCACAAAUGCUAGGUCAUGGAUUCCCCAGCCUAUAUUACUGACCCUAAAUUGUACAAAUAAAAGUGUCAUUUCAAGUGACACUAUCUUUUUAUAAAAGCAUAUAGCUCAAAUAGGUACUCUAAAGAAAGAAAGAAACACAAGGACUCUGCACUUUUUUUCUCAAUCCAGUUUGUAAUGUUUGUUAUUGAAUUUUACACACGUGGCUGUGUGUGUGUCACAUGGUACAGGGGGUGUGUUUGUGCACUUGUCUGUGUUUUGCACUCAGUCCCAGCUCUGGUAUAUAUAGGAUCAGCUCAGCCCUGCAUUCCAUACAGCUUCACAGAGCAUCCAGAGAGCAUCACUGAGAUUCUGUUACUAUAGCAACAAGCAUGGACCCCCAGGACUGUAACUGUGCAACAGGUAUGGAUAUAGAAUCUAUUUGUAUAUAGCCAGAGCAUACCUCGAUAAUCUGUGUACAAUGAGUUAAUAAAAAAAUAAAAAUAAAUACUCCGUAGGAUUAUCCAAAAGGUAUUUCAGAACUAGCAAAAACGAAAUAUACUAAUUAUACUUAAAUAAAUGUGAUAUUGCUAUUUUAAUAGUAACUAUUUGACAAAUAAUGAGCCUGAACUCUAUAUUAGACUUAAACUCUAAUAUAUGUAUAUUGUGUAUAUAUUUUGCAGUACACGGAUAGAUUUGGUUCACUUUAAAUCCCAAAUAAUUCCCACAGUUUAUAACCACAAUAAUGAUGUCUCCAACCAUAUAACUAUAUUUUUUUACCUGGCUUGCCAAUUUCCCUUUUUCAAGGGUUAAAUUACUGCUAGUGCAGUGUUCGGUUUUAUUUUUUGGGGUGCAGAGAAUGCUUUGAAGCUGCUUGUUAACUGAUCUAUAUUUUCCCAAAUCUUUCUCUGCAAAUGUUGAGCAAUCCUGGUGUCACUGCACCAAUAUAGUUCUCGUUCACCAAUGGUCUACUUAUCCUAUUGGUCUAGAAUCCCCAUUGGAAUAGAAUUAGGAAAUCCAUACAUUCUGGACUCGUGUUUUGCCCCAAGGACUGGGUUGGGUACCACUAAUCUAGAGCGCCUGGGUGGGAAGCACUGCUCUAGGUCACUCCUUUCUGACACUGUCAGGGUCUCCAGGUGGAAGGUGUCAGGAUAUGACGCUCUAUAAACCCUGAGACCCAGCACAACAAUAAAGCUUAGUGAUCUAAACAAUAUACUUCUUUCAUCCAUGAGACCAGCUUGUAUGAUGCCUCCUUUAGUGCCAAGGAGGGUAAUAUAUGAAUGUUUAUUAAUCAUUGAGGAGAACCAUAUCCUGUUAUAGAGUCCACCAGAUAAUAUUAGGCAAUAAGCACUGCCUCAGCUAUACCAAGAGCUCCCUUCAUAACCCACCUCCAUUACUUGUUGUUAUCCGAUGCCCAUCAUAUAUCACUUGCUAUUCUCUCCUUUCUUAGGUGCCCACUGCCUUCUAUACACAGGAAACUGCAUACAGCAUAUAACAUAUUGUUCUAUCAUUUCUUAGGGGUCUCCUGCUCCUGUGCAAAUUCCUGCAGCUGUAAGAAGUGCAAAUGCUGCCCAAAAAGUAAGUGCUGCCAUCUAGUGUUAUAUUAUGAAACACACACUCUCUCAGUCCCAAAUCCCUCUGUCCCUCAAUCCUGCUUGAAACGCUGAACAUACAGAGAAAUCUGCACUUUGUGCUGGGGGCCAGUUGCCAAUUCCUGCUUUUCCCACAAUCCUGGUUUGUUUAAAGGGACACUCUGGAGUCCUAAAGCACAACUUCUUUGUUGUUGCAAUAAUGCACAAACUGCAAUAGUCUCUUUAUCCUACACAACUCAUCUUAACCCAAUCUGGCAUAGUGCCCCACCUGAGAUUGGGCUCUGGGUCCACCCUUGUUUGGAAACCACUAUUGAGGUAUAUUGGUAAGUGAGUAACCUGCUGUUUCUCCCUCCUCUCCCACAGGUUGCUGCUCCUGCUGUCCGGCCGAGUGCAGUAAAUGCAGCCAGAGCUGUCAGUGUGAAAAGGGAUGCGAGAGCUGCAGCUGCUGCAACUGAUUGGUGGAUCUAUGUCUGAGACGUGAUCUGUUACUCUGUAAUGUUUGUGUUAUGGUCUGAUCUGUAUGUUACUAAAGAUCUACAGCAUUAUUGGAAACGCUUGGCAAUGCAAAUGUCUCACUGAUUUCAUAAUUAUAGUAAUAAAAGAUUUUACUCAUUUUGUCUUUGAUUCUGUGAAAUUGGAAUGAAACCCAACAUUAAAGAUAAGGUUUUUUUUUUUUUUUUUAAUUCUUUAUUUUUGUUGUGCAGUACAUCUUCACAAUCUGACAUAGCCAAAGCAAAUUCUUUGCAUACCUCAGCAUAGUACAGGGACAUCCCUGUUUUGGCAUGAUACAUGUGCACAUUUAAACAUGGUUUUUAACUUUAAGCUAGGUACAACGAUAACUUAGUCAACAUCGUAGGCAUAACGUAGUGUGUUCCAUCUCUUAAUUCGAAUGCAGAGACAGCUGUACCUAUACAAAUUCGACACCAUACCCUAUAGGAGAGGGUCAUGGUGGCAAAAAGGAGGAGUGUGUGAGAACAGAGUAGAAGAGAGGAGAGAAGAGAUUAGAUGGGGCGUUGAGGCACAAGGGAGGAACCCGCAGGGGAGGGAGAGAAAAGGGGAGGGGGGAGGACCGCAAGGGCACCCCGAGGACCCCCAUCACCGCGGAACCCCCCAGCCAGUUCCCAAGAUACCAGAAGUCCCGCUGCAUGACCUAGCCGCUCAGCGGACUCUCGUCCCACGGCUCCCAUAGUCUAUGGAACGCUCCCGAGGACCCUCGUAUUCUAGCAGUCAGAUCAUCCAUAAGGUGUACCUCUUUAAUCCUUGAAAUUACACUCGCUAUGUGUGGUGCUUCUGGUUUUAACCAUGUGUAUGCUAUCGCUCGCCUUGCGGCUAAGGUAAUUUUGUGAAUUAGUGUUUGCUCCCUUUUCGUCCAUCCAUCUAUAGAUCUAUUCAGGAGAUGCACCCAUGGGUCUAAGUCUGGGGCCCUGUAAAAAACCUGCGUCAGAAGGUCCUUUAUGGCCAUCCAAAAUCAAGUGAUUCUUGGACACCCCCACCACAUAUGCAGGUAAGUCCCCUUUUCCCCGCACCCCCUCCAGCAUUUGUCCGUGGUGGUUUUGUUCAUCUUAAAUAGCUUGACUGGUGUCAUAUACCAACGGAACAUCAUUUUAAAGGAUUGUUCCUGCAAUGUUACGCACACAGAGGUGGUUCUGCUAGCCUCCCAUAUCUCCUGCCACUCUACUCCUUCAUUUUCCUCACCCAGGUCUCUUUCCCAUUGUGCAAUAUUGUUCAGCUCUCCCCAUUCCCAGGUUUCGGAGCAGAAGUGUGCAUAAAGUUGUGUUAUGAGUCCCCUAGGUAUACCUCCCGAGUCACACAUCGAUUCAAAAAACUUCAGUGUCUUGUGUGCUAUUGCUUUUAUGUGGGGCUGUCUGGCAAAGUCCUUAAUCUGCAGAUAUCGGAAGAAGUCCGCAGUUGUAAGGUGUCUUCCCUGUUUGAGUUUGUCAAAAGUAAUUAUGUCAGAGCCCUGGUAGAGAUGGUGUAUUCUCUGCAGACCCGCGUGUUCUAGAUUCCUAAAAUUCCUUGCCACCAUACCUGGGGUGAACGCCCUGUACUUCCGACUGCCAAUCUGUACUUCCGACCACAGGAAUCCUGCCAAUCUGUACUUCCGACCGCAGGAAUCCCACAGCCUAAGGGAAUUCAGAAUUGCCGGGCAGGUGACCCUAAUCAGAGGCCUAUGUUCCCUGGGAACCCACAUCGCAAACUGGGGCAAAUCUGUCCCCAUCAUGAGCGACUCUAAUUCCACCCAUUUCCGUUCGUCAGGGGGUGAAUGCCAUAGUGCUACCUGUGCCAAUUGUGCCACCACAUAGUAGUGAAAUAAGUCAGGAAGGCCGAGCCCACCCCUCGUCUUUGGCCAGUACAGGACGUGUCUAGAUAUGCAGUCUUUUUUAUGCUGCCACACAAAGUCACCUAUCACUCGGAGUGAGGUAAGUUGUGCCUUGGUCAGGGGGACCGGUAGUGCCUGGAAAAGGAAAAGGGCUCUCGGUAGUAUAUUCAUCUUUACAGAGUGAAUUCUCCCUAUCCAAGAUAUUGGUUUGUCGGUCCACCGUUCUAUAUCUCUUGUCAAUGUGUGCCAUAAGGGUGUAUAGUUGCAAGAGUAAAGAUUGUCUGGGUUAGCCGUUAAGUGAAUUCCAAGAUACUUGAGAGAGUGUGUUUCUAUCUUUAUAUGAUGCGCCCUGUGUAUCUGGGCUAUGUCUGCCACUUGCAUUUUUGUGGGGAGUGCACUCGAUUUUGCCAUUUUCGCCUUGAAGCCUGAAAUCUCCCCAUACGCUACUAAGACCUCACUCAACGCCCUCAGAGACCCUAGGCCUUGUGAGCGUCAGGAGCACGUCGUCAGCGUAAGCUGCUACUAAGAAUUCCUUGCCUCCCACCCUCACUCCCUGGACCUCCGGGUGUAUCCUGAGCGCCUGUAAAAAGGGUUCCAGCGAUAUGACAAAAAGUAGAGGGGAGAGUGGGCAUCCCUGCCUAGUUCCAUUAUAGCGUGGAAAGGGGGAGGGCGGUGCGCCCGAGAUCUGAACUUGUGCUCUAAGAUUACUGUACAUAGCCUUUACUACUGUAAGGUAUUCCGCAGGGAACCCCAGGUGUUGCAACACUGUAAACAUAUAAUGCCAUUUGACUCUAUCAAAGGCUUUUUCAGCGUCUAUAGAGACAGCCAGGGUAGGUGUGUUCAUGACUGUUUGUUUCCAUAUGAGGUCUAUAUUUCUAGGUGUAUUUUAAAAUAAUUGUCUCCCUGGAAUGGAGCCAACUUGGUCGGGGUCUAUUAGAGAAGUCAAGUGUGGGGAAAGUCGGUCUGCCUGUAUCUUAGCUAGUAUCUUCAUGUCAUGAUUUAUGAGGGAUAUGGGUCUGUAGCUACCAGGUAGUAGCGGAUCCUUGUCUGGUUUGGGAAGCAAUACAAUAGACGCCAAUGCCAUGUCAGGGUUCAGUGUGCCCCCCUCCCUAAAGUUGUUAAAUAGUUUAAGCAAGUGGGGUACAAGUUCCUCCCGAAAGGUCUUGUAGGAGGACCCGUCAAACCCAUUCGGCCCAGGUGCUUUAUUCCCUUUAAGCCCUGUGAUCGCCCUAUCUAUUUCCUUCUCAGUGGUCUCUGCCGCUAGCUGGGCUCUAGCCUCCCGGGAGAGCUUAGGUAAAGCUAGAUCUGUCAGAAAUCUGUAGAUGCGUUUCGUCUCUUGUUCCGCUCUCAGACCGUCCGUAGGUGUGUGGUUGUACAAUGCCUUGUAGAAGUCGCGAAAGACUCCCGCUAUUUCGCCUGGAGUAGUUUUUAGUGAUCCGUCUGUAUGUCUUAUGGACGUGAUAUGUGUAUGCCUCUGUCGGGGCCGUAAAGUCCUAGCUAAUAGGGUGUCCAUUUUGUUACCUUUUUUAUAAAAGGAUCGCUUAGACCAUGUCAUUGAUCGUGCCACAUUGUCUAAGAGCAGUGUUCUUAUGUCAUGUUUCUUAGCCUUGACCCGUCUCAGUGUCUCCCCAUCAGGGCAGGUUUGAUGUCUCUGCUCUGCUGUCUUGAGUUCAAUAAUGAGUCUCUCUAAGGUGUUUGUUUUUUGCUUUUUCUUAAUCGUCGCUAGGCGGAUAAGGGCUCCUCUCACUACUGUUUUGUGUGCUGCCCAAAUUGAGGGUACUCCUACGUUAGGUGAGUCAUUAAGGGUAAAGAAGUCUACAAUCUCCUUAUGUACUUGUUCUUUGAUCAUGGGGUCUCGUAUUAAGGAGGCGUUGAGCCUCCAUGUCCAGGGGGACGCUGCACAAAGAUUUCCCAGGGUAAUCGAAACCUCAGCGUGGUCAGACCACGUGAUGGAUCCUACAGACGAGCCAGUGGUGCACGCAAGGCAACAAUCAUUAGCCAAAAAAAAAGGUCUAUCCUGGAGUAUGUGCCGUGUGGGGCUGAGUAGUACGUGUAAUCGACCUCACUCGGGUGUGGAGCCAUCCAUACAUCCACCAAGCCUGAUCGUGUCGUAAAGUUGUGUAACAGUUUGUCCUGUCCCCCCCUCCCCUGUGACCUGGGCAAGCCCCUGUGGGUACUUCUAUCCACCGCAGGGCUCGGCGCUGCGUUGAAGUCCCUGCCUACAAGGACCAUGCCUCGCGGCAGCGUCUAGAUUUUGUAAGUAAUUGUUGGUUAGGGGCGUAGAUAUUAACCAGAUGGAUUGUAUGGGAAUAUAGAACCCCAGAUACUAUUAUUAUGAUAUUUAUAGAGCGCCGUAAAAUUCAGCAGCACAUUACAAUGGGUGGACGAAAAGACAUGUAGUUGUAACCAGACAAGUUGGACACACAGGAACAGAGGGGUUGAGGGCCCUGCUCAAAGAGCUUACAUGCUAGAGGGAGUGGGGUAAAAUGACACAGAAAGGUAAGGAUAGUAUUAGACUAGUGACAGUUGCAGAAGACGAAUCAGUCAGGAGCUAUUAACAGUUUAAUUGAUACGCUUUUAUGAAGAAGUGGGUUUUUAACGAUUUUUUGAAGGAGUGGAGACUGGGUGAGCAUCUAACGGACGAGGGAAGAGAGUUCCACAGGAAUGGUGCAGCCCUCAAGAAAUCUUGAAGGCGAGCAUCAGAGGUGGGAGUACGGACAGAAGAUAGGCAUAAGUCUUCAGCAGAUCGUAAGGGCCUAGACGGGACAUACUUGUGUAUAAGGGAGGAUAAAUAGGUGGGAGCUGCAUUAUGUAGAGAUUUAAAAGCAAGAACCAGAAUUUUAAAAUUGAGCUCUAUAUUUUAUAGGAAGCUAAUGUAGGGACUGACAGCAGGGUGAGGCAUGGGAGGUGCGGGCGGACAGGAAGAUGAGCCUCGCUGACGCAUUCAUUAUGGACUGUAACGGCGCAAGUUGGGAGCACGUAAGACCACUGAGAAGUGGAUUACAGUAGUCAAGGCGAGAAAGGACAGUGGAAUGGACCAACACCUUAGUCGCAUCUGGCGUUAAGUAGGGGCGGAUGCGUGCAAUGUUUUUGAGAUGGAAAUUACAGGAUUUGGCGAUAGAUUGAACAUGAGGCUUGAAGGAGAGGUCGGAGUCAAAGAGAACACCUAGGCAGCGAGCCUGCGUGGUGGAGCUGAUGGUAGCACUGUUGACUUGGAGGGAGACAGACACAGGAGUAAUAACACUUGAGGGAGGAAAGACCAGAAUUUCAGUUUUGGUCAAGUUUAGUUUAAGGAAGUGGGCAGCCAUCCAGUUAGAAAUAGCAGAGAGGCAGUCAGAGACACUAGUCAAGAGGGACGGGGAAAGAUCAGGAGAGGACAGGUAGAUUUGCGUGUCAUCUGCAUAACAAUGAUAUUGGAAGCCAAAGGAGCUAAUGAGUUUACCAAGGGAGGCAGUAUAGAUGGAGAACAGUAGGGGACCAAGGACUGAACCUUGGGGGACCCCAACAGAGAGGAGUUGGGGAGAAGAAGCAGAGCCAGGGAAAGAAACACUGAAAGAGCGCUGGGAGAGGUAGGAGGAGCACCAGGAGAGAGCAAUAUCUUGUAGACUGAUAUUGCGGAGGAUGAGAAGAAGCUGUUGAUCAACAGUGUCAAAAGCCGCAGACAGGUCAAGGAGAAUUAGGAUAGAGUAGGGACCACGAGAUUUUGCAGCGAGUAGAUCAUUGGAUACUUUGGUCAGUGCCGUUUCUACAGAGUGCUUAGCGCGGAAACCAGACUGAAGCGGGUCUAGCAGAGAGUUGGACUCGAGGAAGUCUGUCAAUCUCGCAUACACAAUUUUUUCAAGGAUCUUGGGUGCAAAAGGCAGUAGCGAGAUAGGACGAUAGUUGGAUGGGGAGUUAGGCUUAAGAUAUGGCUUCUUUAGAAUUGGGGUUACAGUUGCAUGUUUGAAUGGCAAUGGAAAUAUACCAGAGGAGAGAGAGAGAUUGAGAAUUUUAGUGAGAGGUGGAGAAAGAGAAAAAGACAGAGUACGGAUGAGAUGCGAGGGAAUUGGAUCUAGGGAGCAGGUGGUGGGGCGGGAGGACUGGAGCAGAGCAGAAACCUCUUCCAAUGUAGCGGGUGCGAAUGAACAUAGAACAGCAGAGGGAGUGAAGUUAGGGGAAGUAUUGUAAGGGGAAGAAGAAAGAUGAGAGAUAUCUUCUCUGAUCGUAGAGAUCUUGUCAGUGAAGUGAGUUGCAAAGUCUGAGGCGGUCUAGUUAGUAGGUGGAGGAGGAACAACAGGGCGAAGAAGAGAGUUAAGUGUGUGAAAUAGUCGUUUGGGUUCGCGGGAGAGUGUGGUUAUGAGGGUAUUUAAGUAAUUAACUUUUGCAGAGGAAAGAGCCAAGCUGUAUGAGCUCAGCAUAAAUUUAUAAUGGAGAAAGUCUAUGAUAUAGCGCCCCUCUAUGUCCGUGUCAGUCUUCAUCAAGAUCGCUACCCCGUUGCGCUUAUGGUGGGCCCUGGCCUCAUGAGAGACUGCAUAGGUAUGGUCUCUAAGUGUGAAGCGUACCUGUUUAGGCAAGUGUGUCUCCUGGACAAACGCUAUAUCAGCUCCUGCCCAUUUCAAUUUGUGAAAGAGAAGGCGCCUCUUGGUCGGGGCGUUAAGACCCCUCAUGUUCAGAGAGGUAAUGUUCAUGGUCAAGGUACCGAACCAGACACAGAGCUAUUGAGAGCAUCCCCCCUCGGCCGAGCAGGGUCAGCGACCCCCGCCAAUCCACCUUCAUGCAUUUUUAUGGUGAUUUCUUGUUUUGUAUUUUUCUUUAAAAAUAUUAAUUACAUUUUUAAAAAGGUUUGCGUGCCUCCGUUUAAAUGGCUGCUGUAUACCCUAUACCUGCCGCUGUACCCUAUCCUUCCCCGGUUUUGUUUGCCUCCGUUUAAAUGGUUGCUGUAUACCCUAUACCUGCCGCUGUACCCUAUUCCUCCCCGGGUUUGUUUGCCUCCGUUUAAAUGGUUGCUGUAUACCCUAUACCUACAGCUGUUCCCCAGCCCUCCCCUCCGCACGCACCUACACCACCCUACUUCGCCCUUCCCUACUUCCCAUGCCAUAUCUCUUAAAAGGGGUCCAGCUUCCCCCGUAUCUGUUCACCCAGUCUGGCGUCUGGCCUGCCCUCUGGUGAAGGUGUCUGGGCUAGCCUUGCCGUGGGACCUCUGAGGUGACGGCACCCGACCCCCUACAAAGGUGAAUGCCCCCCGUCUAGAAGCCCCAGCUCAGCCCCUCGGGUUACAUGGAGACAAACUUCCUGUCCCGUGCUCAGCCACCUCCUACUGCGUGUCGUUGGUAAUGCUUUUCAUGUGUGAAGGCGGGACUGCUGUUUGGAGUGCCUACGAGGUAUACAUAUACAUUUACAGACAAGUUGCAUAAUAUGCAAUAGUAUGGCAUUACACAUAACAAGGAGUGACGGUUACAGCGGUCCCCUCCCCAAGGUCUGUCCCGGUUUCUGGACAUGCUGGUUAGUCCCUCUGUCCCCAUCACCCACUCCAAUGGGGCUGCCAACCGCGACUGCAUAUGCCGUGGGCCAAUAAUGUCCUCCGAUGCAGUCCCAGAUAGAGUGGUCCAGCCCGGGAUUCCCAGACCCCCCAAGGGGUCCCGAGUCACAGCUUCAAAACCCCACAGCAUGUCCCUACAUAAUAUGCGGGCCAUAGAGCCCUGCAGGGCCCCACCAGCGGAAAAAAGGCUCCCAAGGCCUCCCAGCCCAUCCCACCCCACUUAGUGUCUUACCCUCCCAGCCACUCAGACGCUAUACUGCUGCAUCUAACGCUACAUCCCCCCCUUCAAGGAUCUCCCUCCCCACUAGACCAUGAAACCCCCUUCUCCACUUAACGCCCAGAGUGCGGUCGGUGCAGGGACAAUGCUUUUGAGUAUAUACGACACCCUCCUCAGGCCUCAGUGGCCUCUGGUUCCGGCAGCCUGCCACUCAGUUGGCAGGAGUUGCAGCUCCUCCGCCGGCACAGGAACAGCUGGAAGGUUUAAUGGGGGCACCAGGCCCAAAUCUCAGAAGAAUCGCUUUGGGUCUCCUCCAGGUGUCAGCACAUGCACCCUGCCGUCUCUGAAUGCCAUUAGUCGGAAAGGGAAGCCCCAUGCGUAGCGGACUCCAGCCCAGCGCAAAGCUUCAGUGAUUGGCUUCCAGUCUCUUCUGCGUUGGAGCGUGCUAGGUGCUAAGGCCUGGUAUAAUGCGAUGUUAGCUCCUCCAUGUGUGAUAGGGCCCUCUCUGCCUUUUCUGGAGUAUUGCUUCUUUAGUCGGGAAGUGCAAAAAUUUGACGAUAACAUCCCUUGGUGAGUUCGCCUCGGGACGCCGUGCCCGGAGGGCCCUAUGUGCCCUUUCAAUCUGCCACAAAUUGUCAGGAAUGUUAGGAGCGGUUUAAAGAUGGUGAGUAUGAGGUCAGCAAGGGGUCCCUCUCCCUCCUUCUCCGGCAGGCUCCUAAUCCAGAGGUUGUUGCACCGAGACCGGUUCGCGACAUCCUCCAACGCCAGGUCAGCUUCCAGUAAGCGCGAGGUGAGUGUGUUGACCUGGGCCACUACCUCAUUAUGCAUUCUUGUGGCCUCCUCCAUGCGCUCCUCCAGGCGCCCGGUUCUCGCGCCCAGUGCGUGGAUAUUGUUCCGCAGGAUGGCCGUGGACUUCACAAUCUCUCCUUCCAGGUAUGAUCUCACUUCAGUGAGCUUCGCCAAUAUUUGUGUGGUGUCACACCGGGGUGGCUCCGAGACCAUAACGCUGCGCGGCGAGGGCAUGGAAGAAAUGUGGCCUACCUCGGCGCCGUCUUGGUCCGGUGCUGGUCUCGGUAUAUUGGCGGUAAGCAUGUCCAUGACCGAAGCUCCAGCCUCUUCCCCCUUCUUAGAGUUCUGUUUCUCCAUUAGUCAGUCGGUGUCAGGCUGAUUAUAUAGCUAAAGUAGGCUUAAUACAGCGUUAUCGGAGCAGAGCCUCACACAAACUCGUCCAGCUCAUUCCGAGGUCAGGCCACGCCCCUCUAAAGAUAAGGUUUUAAGAAGGAAGUGACUUUAGUGUCUGGCUGAUAUCCACUAGAGGUGUGUUUCUGAACAAAUCUAAAUAUAGCAUUUCUCAGAAACAUUUUACAUUGUCCUAAAAUAUGGACAGCAUCUAUGCUCCAAGACUGCCAUCUGUUUGUGCUUAGAGAGUGUCCCUUUAAUAGAUCUCAAAAUUAAAAAUACAUUAUUAAAGAAACCUAAAAAUCUCUCACUCUGGUGUUUUGGCAGUUAUUUUCCAUAUUGAAUUAUACUAACUUAAACUUAUUUUUUUUAUUGUGUUUGAAAGCAAGUGCUUUUUAAAAAAUUUCGCCUUAAUAUGCUUUUGAUAUUUAUAUACCGAUAGGUGGAAAUGUUCACAUUGGAUCAAUAAGUAUUUUGAAUCCUGUACGCAACAGCUGCUAUGUAUUAUGUAAAGUAAGGUACAAAGUGGUAUGGGACCAUAGUUGUACUUAUGUCAAGUUAGCUAGCGAUUUAUUUGUAUCUCCAUGCACCAUUUAAAAAUAACUCUUUAGAUGAGGUUCCAGUGUACCCUGUUGGGGGAAAAAUGUAUGUGACUUAAUUUCCUAUACUUCAAUGGCCUCUUCUUGUCAGAUACAGAUUAUAUGUGUAAUACAAAGUACACUAGCCAAUUACAACAUUUUUAAAAAACACUUCAAAUACCACCCUCUGGUAUCCAACAGGCCACUAAAUUUUAACUAUUAUUCUCUUGGACCAAACCAGUCCCUAAACGCUUAUCCACUUGCUACAAAAUGCCGAAACCCAUGGUACACCCAAAACCCCCCUUAUACACACGCCAAUGGAAUGACUCAUUUACUACCCCAAAUGUCAGAGGAUGACUGGUAUAAAACGUUCUACAGAAUCACCCACUCUCACGUUAGUGUGCAACUCCUUGAAGCUAACUAUAAACUUCUAACUAGGUGGUAUAUAACCCCAGUUGAUGUCCACAAAUACGCCCUGAACACUCCAGAAACCUGCUGGAGAUGCAAGGAUGCAAAUAGCACUCUCCACCACAUAUGGUGGACAUGUGCAGACAUAACGCCAUUUUGUAAAGAGGUGCACGACCUCGUCCGAGAUGCUUUAGGUAUCCACUUAGAUAUGGAUGUUCCCUCCUUUCUCCUCCAUAGAGUGAACAUUACAGACAACAAAUAUAAAUGUUCAAUGCUUUAUUUUAUUCCUUUAGCUGCUUAACUGGUGGUCCCUAACCUGUGGCGAUCCACUUGUCCACCCAGUAUGCAGGCAUUGAUUCUUAGGGUAUAACACUUCUGAAUAUUGGAGGAGAUUCGAUGGGCGACAUUAGGCAAAUACUCCCGAUACAGAGACAUUUGGCAGCCGUGGAAAACUUUUCUGGCCAAAAACACACAAUAGAUCCCAUGAUUUCUUAUGGCCUGUCACUCUAAUUGCAGGACCUGCUAAAACCCGCUACAAUCACCACGCCUGCAUACCUAAUAUUGUAUAUACAUGGACUUGCCCCAUAUAGUCAUCUGAGCCAUGUCCGCCUCCCCCCAGGUGUUACUUGUACCUGUACUUACCUCAUAACUUCCUGGUAAUCUGUGUAUUGGUAUAUUGGACAGCUCUCACACUAAUUUGAACGGAGAGAUCUUUCUUUCUCCCUACCCGACAACAUAUUUUAUAUAUAUCAAGCACUUGGCACUUUGUUUCACCUGUUAUUAUUUGUAGUUGUAUUUUGUUCUAAACGCUAAGCUGACACUAUGCAUGCAGGGGACACCUAAAAACCAAAGCUCCUUCCCGGUUCAUUCCGCUGCAGAAUUUGAAAUUAGGACACCCCACAUACCUGGAAUAUCCGGUGAUUAUACCGCUUGUGUCUUUUUAAAACAUUUUUUUUUUUUUUUUUUUUUUUAUUAACUACUGCAAUGAACACAGUUUGAAUCAAUGCAACAUGUAUUAACUGUUACCACUUAUCCUGUAUGUAUGUUCAGAAUCUUUUACUUACCUGACGGAAUGCAACCACCUCAUGUUCUCUGAUGUAAAUGUAAUUGUAUAGGUUUCCUUACCUUGUGUGAAAUCAAUAAAACGAUAAUUAAUUUAGAAAAAAAUAUACUAGCCAAGUCUAUGGUACAGUGUGAUCUGAUGCUGUGUUGUACACAAAACCUUAAAGGGAAACUGUCACUAUGCUGGAAUUUACAUAAUUGAAUAAAAUAUUGAAAAUCACCUAUAUAACAUGUUAUUUUUUCUGUAAAAUACUCUUUUUUUCCCAAAUUUAAACUUUUAGUAAAUUACAGUUUAGACAAGGCAAAGUCAGGGCAACCGUUGCACAAGUAAUAACAACACGGCUUCAUUUCUUCUUUUCCAAAAAUUAAUUCUCUAUGCUGACUGCCAGGUGCCAACGAUACAGUUUGUAACAUUGGACGCUCCCACUUGCAGAAUAAAAAGGUGUUUAUUUCCACGUUUCAAUUUAUUUUUCACAACUCAAAAAUACAGGUACGUAUUUGUUAAAUAUAGGGGAUAAGUUAACAUAAUGUUUAAAAUCCUAAGAUGUGAAUGCUCCCAUUUAAUUUUUAACAUGCCACCUAUCAUUUAAUAAUAUACCGAUCUCUAAGUUAUGAUCUAGUUCAAAAGAACUUUUGCUCUUGGAAAAAUUGCAUACUUAUUUUAUAUUUGUAUGUGAUUGCAAUAUAUAUAUAUAUAUCUAUAAAUGAGAUACUACACCCUGUUCAAAAUUAUUAUGCAAAUUCUAUUUAAGUGUCACAAAGAUUAAAGAUUUUGUUUUUCAGUUUAACUCAUGGAUGGCAUUGUGUCUCAGGGCUCUUUUGAUCACUGAAAACAAUCUGGGAUACCUGUGAUAAUUAGAUUGCCAGGUGAGCCCAAUUUAAGGAAAAACUACUAAAGGAGGGUGUUCCACAUUAUUAAGCAGAGCACCAUUUUCAUGCAAUAUGGGUAAGAAAAAAGGAUCUCUCUGCUGCGAAAAGAGUGAAAUAGUUCAAUGCCUUGGACGAGGUAUGAAAACAUUAGAUAUUUCACGAAAACUUAAGCGUGAUCAUCGCACUAUUAAGAGAUUUGUGGCGGAUUCAGAGCACAGACUGGUUCGUGCAGAUAAAGGCACAUUGAGGAAGAUUUCUUCCAAAUCCAUGCAUCGGAUCAAGAGAGCAGCUGCUAAAACACCAUUACAUAACAGCAAACAGAUAUUUGAAGCUGCUGAUGCAUCUGGAGUCCCACGGACAUCAAGGUGUAGAGUCCUCCAGAGUCUUGCAACUGUGCAUAAACCUUCUAUUCGGCCCCACUAACCAAUGCUCACAAGCAGAAAUGGCUGCAUUGGGCAGAAAAAUACAUGAAAACUAAUUUUCAAACAGUCCUGUUCACUGAUGAGUGCCAUGCAACCUUGGAUGGUCCAGAUGGAUGGAGUAGUGGAUGGUUGGUGGCGGCCACCCUGUUCCAACAAGGCUACGACAUCAGCAAGGCAGUGGUGGAGUCAUGUUUUGGACCGGAAUCAUGGGAAGAGAGCUGAUCGGCCCCUUUAGGGUCCCCGAAGGUGUAAAGAUGACCUCUGCAAAGUAUGUGGAGUUUCUGACUGACUACUUUCUUCCCUGGUAUAGAAGGAAGAACUAUGCUUUCCGUAAUAAAAUCAUCUUCAUGCAUGACAAUGCACCACCUCAUGCUGCAAAGAAUACCUCUGCAUCAAUGGCUGCUAUGGGGAUAAAAGGAGAGAAAAUCAUGGUGUGGCCUCCAUCCUCCCCUGACCUCAAUCCUAUUGAGAAGCUUUGGAGCACCCUCAAGCAAAAGAUCUAUGAGGGUGGGAGGCAGUUUACAUCCAAACAGCAGCUCUGGGAGGCUAUUCUGACAUCUUGCAAACAAAUUCAAGCAGAAUUCGCAAGACUUGUGAAGCUGCUAUCAAAUAAGGGGUUGUAUGUUAAAAUGUAACGUGACCUGUUAAAAUGUUAAAAAAGUUAAAAUGUUGUUAUAAGUUUGAUUGCAAUAGCUUUUGAUUUCAGUAAAUAUGCUGCAAACACAACAAAUGACAAUUUUCAGUUCUUUACAACCUAUAAAGUGUUUUGAAACUUACUGUGCGUAAUAAUUUGGAACAGUGCAUUGUAAGUUUUUAUGUUUAAAAAAAUACUGUUAUCAUUAGGAGGUUUGUUCAAUAAAAUUUGAAUUGUACUCUUAAUAGUUGAUAACAUGAGAAUUAUGCUCACUGUUAUUUACAUCAAUUAUUUAGGUAAUUGAGAAAAAAAAACUAUUUGCAUAAUAAUUUGGAACAGAGUGUAGUUCACUCAAUGGUGAUUCAUCCACAAAGAAAAGCACCGUAUUUAUGGGCUCUUAAUGAGUUACGUAGCUUGGAAUCAUCAGAAACUAACACAAAUAUAUAUUUGUGUUAGUGAACACAAUAAAUUGAAGUAACCACUUCAAUUUUACAACACGACAGGAGGUUUCGUAUUUUGCAUCUCUCUCUUUAAUAACUCCAUACAGCAGUAGAGAAACACAGAAAAAAGAACCAAUCACAAGAGAGUAGGAUGUACAUAAUGCAAUGUGACCUCAUCAUUUCCUCUUUCUUUACUGCUCCACCAAGCAGACAGGUCAGAGUAUUACUCUUUUCCUUACUUUAAUGUUUAUAUUGCCUCUUUUGAGGUUGUUUCUGUAUUAUAUUUUUUUGAUAUACGUUGCUGUUUGUUCUUGCUGUGCUUUUGUACUAUGUGCAGCUGUGUUAUUUAUUGUGUUUCUACCUUAUUCUUGGUUUCUGCCCUCUCCCCUCCUUGCUCUCACGUCUCUGGGGUUUGAGGGGCUUUUGGCUCUUACUGGGGUUGCAUGUUAAUGUUGAAUUAGGUCAUUUAUAUAAGCUGUUUAAAGGGAUUUCACCCAUAAACUUGUAUUAACUAUUAGAGCAUGGAUUAGUGCUCUCUGUCAGGACUGUGGUCUACACUCAAGGGGUAAACCCACUACUGUAUUUUUACUGCACUGUGAUACUGUAUGAACACAUGCUGCUACAGCCUCUGUGAACUGCUAAACAGGAUUUCCAGGACAUACGGCAUAAAGGACAGAGUAUUACUCUUCUCCAAUAAUUUAUAUUCAUACUCUGUUUGUGACUGUAUUUAAUAGAUAUUAUAUAUAUAUAUAUAUAUAUAUAUAUAAAUAUAUAUAUAUAUAUAUAUAUAUAUUUCAUGUUAUACUUACUUCAUACCCGUUACGCGAUUUAUAUCACAUGUAUUUUAUAGAUAUUAUAUUUAAAUUCUUUAUUUUUUGUGUGCAUAUAGAAAAAGCGGGUCGCAAGAGUAUUCUGAGAACGGACAGCAGCUAAAAUAGCCUGCCCUUCGGUGGGUCCCUGCUCAGAACUCAAGCUGGUUUUAGCUCAUCUUGUGCCAUUACAGAGAGAACAUAUCUGAAGCAUAUCAGACUGGUCCCACCCAUACGGGCAGUCCAGAUCCGAAAUGCCAGCAAGUUCUCUCUGCACGAGAGAUACAGCAACCCCAGACGAUCGUUUCAGCCUUGUUAGGCAUCGUCAGUGAGGCAUAGCUGAUAUGUCUCUAGGCACCGUGAGCAAGGGUCCACGUCUGGAUUACCCUUUAAACUAAUGGAGAGCAAAAAAUGGGCCGCAAGAGUAUUCUUAGAACGGACAGCAGCUAAAAUAGCCUGCCCUUCGGAGGUUAUGGGCGGUCAUCUUGCUACUCGCGCACGCCUGGGCUGCCAGCUGAACUUUAGCCGCUCGCAUGGCUCAGGCUGCUUUGACACGGUUGUUGGAUCACAGGGUUCCUGGUUCCAAUCCAGGUACGGGUAAGUAUUCUAAACUGUCCUAUAUUUAUGGGUUUAUGUUGUACCCUUGUGGUUUGAAGGUACUGGACCCUCAAAGGGAUACCACCCUUGAACUCCUUCAAGAGAUGCCACCCUGGAACUCCUUCAAGGAAUGCCACCGGAAGGGCGGCGCUGGUGAGGGAGCACUGAUUUGUGAGCUCUCUGCUCAGCUCCCUCCCGCGCCGCAGAAUGAUGCCGGGAGUGUGUGUAUGUCUGUCAGUGUGUAUCCAAGUGAGUGAUUGUGUUUGUCUGGCUGUCAGUGUGUAUCUGAGUGAUUGUGUGUGUGGAUGUCUGUCAGUGAGUGAGAGUGUGUGUGUCUGUCAGUGAAUAUGUGUUUGUUUCUGAGUAAUUGUGUCUGUGAGGACGCUUGUGUGUGUCUGUGAGUGUCUGUCAGUGAAUGUGUGUGUGUGUCUGAGUGAUUGUGUAUGCCUGUCAGUGUGUGUGUCUGCAUGUCAGUGAUUGUGUGUAUGUCAGUGAUUGUUUGUGUCAAAUCAGUGUGUGUAUGUCAGUGUAUCUGAGAGUGUGUGUCAGUUAAAGUGUGUGUUAGUCGUUUAAAAGGAAGAGGUGUGACAUUGACAGGAAGGGGUGGGGCGGAUGUAAAUUAGGGGGUGCCCGCGUUCCGUCACACCUAGGGCUGCACAGAAAAUAAAUACAUCACUGGGCGGAGCCAUGCACAGAUCAAGCUCUUCAGACUGAAUACAGUGAUCCCAGAGUCCUGGAGCCACAGAAAACAACAGAUACUGGGCACAAGGUAGAGACAGUACUUUUACCAGGUCGAGUAGGCCCCUAUAUUAGAUCUGUAGGUGUUUACUCUGUGUAAUGGGAAAUCAGUCCCUUAGGCCAGUCACGUUGUCUACAGCGCUAUCAGCAGGACACCGUAUGAUAAGGGGCAUCAUACCCAGCCAAUCUAGCACGUACACAGCUCCAGUGCCAGAUAACUGCAUGAACGAGACCGGGGAUAGGAGAGCCCAGGACAUGUAGAGCAAAAAUGCUCAGGGAGGGUUUAUGGAGAUCAGCCAUGCUCAGGGAUGGAUUAUGGAGUAUCAAAGGGAGAAGAGAGAGUAUAGUGUGAUGAGUGGGAGCAGAGUCAACAAGAGAGGGGUGCAGGCUGCAUAGGAAGGGUAAUUUUUGUAUUAUUAUAUUAUUAAUUAUUUUUAAUAAUAAUAAAACACAAGGGAUCUGCAAUCUAUUUUGUCAUGCUUCGCCACAAAUAAACAUUGUCCAAUAUUGACUCAACAAUUUAGUGGCCUGAUAAGGACUGCAUUUCUAUAUACUCUGCCCUAAUUACAAACUUGAAACAAACAGAUCUACAUUACAGUGAGGUUGUCAAUUUUCAGCCAUUUCAGACAGUAGCCAAGUGUAUUCCCUUUUGUAUAUAGUUUGGACAUAGAUUUGUUGUGUUGGCCAAAAUUAGUGUGAAUUUUAAAAUCCAUCAGAUGCUUGUAGAUUGGAGUUUUAAAAUGUAUCUACAGAAGCAUUUGAACGUACAGAUGAUAAAUGCCAAGAUGUGAAUGAGGAGGUCAGAUCUAUUGUCCUGUCUAUAUGUUUUGCCCACAUCAGUAGAAACGAUCUGUAUGGCCUUUCUGUUGACAUAAUUAACUAACAUGGCAAUGGAAGUAUCCUUUUAGAAUUAAUAUUGCCUCUACCAACUGGAUACAACAACUUACUGGGAGUAAGUAUCCAAUAUUAGUGUUGGCCACAUGCCGGUUUUAGCUCAGGCACAGAGCUUCUGGAUGGCGGUCGUCGGUAGUGGAGUCAUAAUAAGUCAAAUGGUUUGACUACUUAUAAUAGAGGUCCCUGGGGUCUUCCUGACACCAUAGGUUCUACAGCUGCAGUAGUUAUUGUGCUUGAAAUGAUCAUUUAACUGCAGUCACUUGUAAUUUUUUGAUGUUUAUGUACCUCUGCUUCCAUGCUGUCCAAUCUCGAAGACCAAAGCUCCACGCCUUGAUCACCUAUAAUCCUGUGAGUUUCCAAUAAACAAUCAUUGUUAGAAGAUAGGGAUUCAUAGCGUAUGAAUUUGUUUUAUUUGUGCACGUAUAUAAUUUAGAUUUGCUAAAUUUGUGCCAGUGUAAAACAAUUAGGAAUUGGGUGCACAUGCUGUGUCAGGAACAAAAAGUGUGCCUUACAAAUUGUUUAAUUUAAAUGUUGAUUUUUAGUUUUUUGUUACAUAUAUACUUGAGUGCAGAUGCCCAUAACAUAGUAUAGAAGUAAAAUAGGAUAGUAUAUAUAUAUAUAUAUAUAUAUAUAUAUAUAUAUAUAUAUAUAUAUAUAAACCAGACAACUAAGGAAACAUGUUAAUAAUUGAAAAUUAUUGAAGAUUGGGCUCUAUGCCCAUUUUUGGUUUUUAAAUUUCUAUUUAUUUUCGGUCUUGCUACUUAGUGGGGGGCCGAGUAAUGGUGCAGUUUUUACUUAAGGGGUGUCCUCGAAGGAACGUUAGUUUUGUACUGAUAAGUUCAGUCUAGGUACAGGGACGUGGUAUUUUCCUUUCCGUUACCAACUAUCAUCUAUUGAUCUCUGUGAAUCACUCCUAUCAGGGAUCUCCCCUUCUAUAUAAUUUUUUUUCAUAUUAUACACUUUUUUGGCACUCUUUUACUCCUAUUUUGGUGGAGUUAAGCGAUUUGUAUAUACACAUUCUGCCUAAUUGAGGCAGCUCAACUAUCUGACUGGACUCUUUCUGCAGCAGAGUCUAGUUAUUGGGAAUAGUUAUCGCCUCUCCCCCUACCUGUAUUGUAUAUAUUGUACAAAUAGAUGCUGUUCAUCACAAAGUUUUAUUUUUCGAUACAUUGUCUCUUUCAGGUAGUCAUACUGAUUAAGAAUGCUUAGUGUUGCUCUAGCAAGACUAUAAUUUUAUUAAGACACGGAGGCGAGUAUUAUGCUGCACUCUUUCUUUAUUUACCUGAGCAGCAAAGAAAAAUAACAUUAAAUCAGUAUAAAAGAAACAAGUAAAUAACAUGAGUUAUAUCUUCCUAGCAACAGGAAAAGCCAAUCAGCAUCCUCUUUAUAGCAUAAUAGGCAGUGUCCAGUAUACUACUUCCUCUUUCUUUGCUGCUCCCUCAGUUAAGUGACACUGGGUCCCACGGUUCUUAACUGUGGGAUCUUUUACUUUACUUUAUUCAUAUCAUUACUGUGCUUAAUAUAGUUAUUAUAGUUAUUACAUUUUAAUUAUAAUAUUUUCAUGUUUAUAAAUAUAUUUAGUUACUUCAUUUUAACGUAAUUUGAUUUAUUUACUUCAUUUGCUUCAGUAAUAUGCUUUAUUAUAUAUCCUUUGAUAAUGUAUUUCCCCUCUGACCUCCCUGGCCCCAAGAUUACCAUCAAUUGGGGCUCAGGGACGUCUUUGAGGAUCUUUAUCCCCUGAAUAGUGGCAUUGUGCUGUUUUUUCCCUUCAUUUAUCUGUCUGGCUGCUGCUCUGCCACGAACUGCCUGAAAUCCAAGAUGGGGUGUAGUGGUAGUGGCAGCCGGGCAGCUCCUUUGUUUUUAUAUUACAAUUGCUAUUUUUUCACUAUUGUGAGUAAUUUCAUUUCUUUAUCCUGUUUAGUUAUUUAUUUAUUUUUUACUUGAGGGUUACUCAACCCUUUACUUUUGGUAUUAUUUUGCUUUAUUCAUCCCCUUAGGUUUGUUUGUAUAUUUAUGAUGCAGUCUGACAGGAUCUUUCUGUGCCUUCUGGGUCUACAGCAAACAUGCAGAUUAAUGUAGAAGCCUCUCCAGGUAUCUCUGGAGAUGAGGCUGAAUUUCUGCUUUACUGAUCCUGCUGACAUGCAGGCUUUAAUUGACACUUCCAUGGCAAAAGCAAUGACAAGGCCCUGGUGUCAGGCCGCAAGGCCUCAUAUAAGGCUAAACACUCCUCCAAAACAAUAGAGAUGGACAGUUCCAUACCUGUCAUGGAUGGUGCGAUUAAUUUACCACCGCGCAAAAGAGCUACUAGUCGGGCAAAAUCGACUAGACUUUGGAAGAGGGCAAAAGCCCAAUUAAACUCUGAAUCCAAGUUCAGUGAUAUUGAGGAGAAGUUCCCCGAGUUCUAUAUGGAGGUGUACCUGUACUCACACCUGCGCUGCUUCAGCCUGGCCACAAGGCCUCAUAUAAGGCUAAACACUCCUCCAAAACAAUAGAGAUGGACAGUACCAAACCUGUCACGGAUGGCGCGAUUUACCACCGCGCAAAAGAGCUACUAGUCGGGCAAAAUCGACUAGACUUUGAAAAGGGGCAAAAGCCCAAUUGAACUCUAAAUCUGAGCUCAAGGAUAUUGAGGAGGAGUUUCCCUGAGUACUAUAUGGAGGUGUAUCUGUACUCACACCUGCUCUGCUUCAGCCUGGCCGCAAGGCCUCAUAUAAGGCUAAACACUCCUCCAAAACAAUAGAGAUGGACAGUUCCAUACCUGUCACGGAUGGCGCGAUUAAUUUACCACCGCGCAAAAGAGCUACUAGUCGGGCAAAAUCGACUAGACUGGAAAAGGGCAAAAGCCCAACUGAACUCUGAAUCUGAGCUCAGUGAUAUUGAGGAGGAGUUCCCUGAGUCCUAUAUGAAGGAUUCAGAGGAUAUUUCUGAUCCUGAUUAUGAAAUUACUGAUGAAGAGGAUGCUAAUCCCGUUUGGGAUACACGUCCUGUUAAACCUACCAAGAUUUAGGUAGAUUAUGCGGACUCAGGGACACCGAUAGGAUCUUGGACACUCAAUGUGAACCCCUAUUCAAACCUGACGACCUAUGUCACCCAGUGGUCUCCUCAGACCAUGUAGCCAAGUAUAUUGCAUCCAGAGUACGCAAGCCUUUUGAGAAGGCAAAGUGAAAUAAAUUGCGGGGUGAAUGGCCACGCCGAACAGUCCCUGAUGACUCAUGUUAAACGCCAUCAGUCAAUCCUAAAAUCAUUCAAUUCCUGAGUAAGACAGGAUGGAAGCCAUCUAAAGGCUUAGAUUUUCAUUGCAAAACUGUCAGGAUAAAAUCCUGGGCAUCUUGGGCUCAGCAGCCAAGAUCUUUGAAGCAGUGGAGGAUGAUCUAGAAUUAGAUUGCGCCAUCUUAAGUGGUUAGAUCCAGAGAGUGAUUUAAGUUGGCAACGCCAACAAUGCGGUUGUCACAGAACGCCACAAAUCGAUCUUGCUCAAGAUUGAGCCCAAACGUUUAUCUAUGGCUCUUAACGAGCCAGAUAACACAGGCAAAAGGUUUUCUCUUUGGGGACAACUUUGUAAAAGAAUUGGGCUCCUUUGUCCUGCUAAACAAACAGAAGUUCUUUUAUACAGAACCAAGGCUCUUAUACUUGCUGAGCCGAUUUCUUUGAACAAUGCACUAUACCAACCUCCUUCUCACAAAGUGGCCGACCCUGGAUUGUUAGUGGCCUAAGAGGUGCUCCUAAGACGUCUUCACAAUAUCCAUUCUUUCUUACUGAUAGUGGGGGGCAGGCUCACACAUUUUUCCCAUGUAUGAUCCCUCAUUUCAUCAGAUGCUUACGUUCUUCACACUGUGAAAGGGUAUUGCAUAGACUUCCUUUCUCUACCUGUUCAAUGUUCCCCAUCAAGGGAAAUUGUUUUUUCCCAAUGAGACACAGACCUUGUCUCUGUGGACAAUCAAUUGUAGAGAUUCUGGCGCAUACCCUGGGUUACGUGAGCAACCUUUUCUUGUUUCCCAAAAAAGGCAAAGGUAUCCGUACAGUGAUAAAUUUGAGAUUGCUCAAUAGUUAUGAGCAUAUCAGCACUUCCAAGAUGGAAGGAGAGCAUUGUUUAAGGGAUCUUCUCCAACCAGCAGAUUGGAUGGCCAAAUUGGAUCUGCAGGAUGUAUAUCUCACAGUGCUUAUCCCAGUACAACAUCAAAAUCGAGAACUUCCUGCAAUUUAAAUGGUAGGGCAGUAAAUAGAGGUUCAGGUGCCUCCCAUUCGGACUGUCUUCGGCUCCAUGGUGCUUCACCAAGCUCACAUCUUAUAAUAUAUUUAGAUGGCAUUUUCAUUCUGGCUCAGUCUAUUCAAUUAAUCCGGACAUACCUUGCAUUGACUUUGACUCUGUUAGAGAACCUAGGCUUCCUGACCAAUUGGGAGAAAUCCAUUAUCGUUCCCACGCAACAAAUACAAUUUCUGGAUUAUAUUGGAUUAUUGUAGAUUCUACCCUUCAAACUCUACACCCUCCGGUGGCAAAAUUAGCCAAUAUAAAGAAGGAGAUAGGCGAACACUAGCAACCUCUCAACUCUCUCUCAAACAACUGUUGAGAAUGUUAGGCCUUCUAGCGGCAUCUAUACAGGCCAUUUCUAUCAUUGUUAGAAGAUAGGGAUUCAUAGCGUAUGAAUUUGUUUUAUUUGUGCACGUAUAUAAUUUAGAUUUGCUAAAUUUGUGCCAGUGUAAAACAAUUAGGAAUUGGGUGCACAUGCUGUGUCAGGAAUAAAAAGUGUGCCUUACAAAUUGUUUAAUUUAAAUGUUGAUUUUUAGUUUUUUGUUACAUAUAUACUUGAGUGCAGAUGCCCAUAACAUAGUAUAGAAGUAAAAUAGGAUAGUAUAUAUAUAUAUAUAAACCAGACAACUAAGGAAACAUGUUAAUAAUUGAAAAUUAUUGAAGAUUGGGCUCUAUGCCCGUUUUUGGUUUUUAAAUUUCUAUUUAUUUUCGGUCUUGCUACUUAGUGGGGGGCCGAGUAAUGGUGCAGUUUUUACUUAAGGGGUGUCCUCGAAGGAACGUUAGUUUUGUACUGAUAAGUUCAGUCUAGGUACAGGGACGUGAUAUUUUCCUUUCUGUUACCAACUAUCAUCUAUUGAUCUCUGUGAAUCACUCCUAUCAGGGAUCUCCCCUUCUAUCGAGCCCUACAACGAUUACAAACUUAAUCUCAAGGGCAGCGCAUCAUACACAGAUAUGGUAACUCUGGACUCAGAAGCGGAGGAUGAACUCCAAUGGUGGCUUCUUCACAUGGAAGCUUGGAAUAAGCACACCAUAUUUUGUACAGCUCCAGAUUUGAUAAUCAAAUCCGACGCAAGUUUGCACGGUUGGGGUGCUCAAUGCGGAACUAUUUCCACCAAGGGCAGAUAAUCAAACCUGGAAUCAACACUCCACAUCAAUUGUUUGGAACAUCUGGCCGGUUCCUUUGCAGUCCAUAGUUUCUCCCCAACUCAAGCCCAAUGCGCUAUCCUUUUGAAGAUGGACAACGUGUCAGCAGUCCGCUACAUCAAUCACUUGGAGGCACAAAAUACAAAAUUCUGACCUACAUGCCUCGUGAUUGCUGGCAAUUUUGCCUGAGACACGGCAUUUCAGUCACGGCAGAAUAUAUUCAAGGUCUCUCCAACACUACGACGGACUGGUAUUCACGCCAACUCAGAUUCCAGCGACUGGCACUUGGAUUCCAUGGUCUUCCAAGACAUCUGGAACCUAUAGGGUCUAUUGGAAAUAGAUCUUUUCGCUUCUCGUUUGAAUGCUCAACUUCCCCGUUUUUUUAGUUGGAGACCAGAUCCGAUAGCACUGGCUAUGAAUGUUUUCUCCAAGGAAUUAUGAUUUUUUGCCUUUCCAUCUACAUCGCCAGUCCGGCACCUGUUGAUCGUGGCUCCUCUAUCGCCGUCCCAACCAUAGUUCUCUUCUCUUCAGGAGAUGGUUAUCGACCUUCCAUCUAUCGAGUGCCUUCUUCAGGAUCCAGAUGGUGUACCUCAUCCUCUUGUUCUCCAAGGUCUCUUGCAUCUCAUAGUGUAGUCUAUUUCAGGGAACCUUGGUCGGUCAAGGGAGUUUCGCAAUCAACUCCCCAACUUAUCAAGGGUGCACCCAACACGAGACAGGCUUAUAAAUCUGCUUGGAGCAGAUGGCAUAGUUGGUGCAUGAAAUUAAAUUUAAAUCCCAUAUCGGCUCCUUUUAUGUCUGUCCUCCAUUUUUCUGACUUCUAUGAUGAAGGUAAAGCCUAUCGCACUGUGGACCUUACUGAUCGUCCAUUUCUGCUGGCCAUCAAAGUUUUGAUUGGACGCCUGUCGGUUGACAUCCUGUCAUAUAUUGACUUCUCUGAGGAAUAUGGUUUGCUCAUUCACCCUUACCACGAUACUCUGUCUCUAUUGUCUUGAAUUUUUUUCUUGCAAGAGGUUUUUCUGAGGUACGAGCUCGUGAGGUGGUUGCUCGUUCCUUUACUCCAGAAGGUGUCCUCUGACAUUUCACGGAGGACAAAAACCUCCUCUAAAAUCGCUUACCCAGUUUUCCCUGAUAGAUCUCUCCUUUGCCCUGUUGCAUACUAAUGGGUGUGUGAACAUCGUACUACUACGUUACAGAAUCCUUUGAAACAGGAACUCUUCAUCUCCUUCCAAAAGUCGCGUCUUCUGGUGUCUACUCUAGCCUGGUGGGUCAAAUACAUUAAUGUCUCUAGCAGGUAUUGAUACCUAUGUGUCUGUGCCUCAUUCGGUUUGUAGGGCAAUGGCUUCUAAGGCUUCCUCGAUUGGUUGUCGCUUGGAGGAUAUUAUGAGAGUGGCUGGUCUUCGGAGUCUACAUUCCAUGAUUUCUACUUUAGACCUAUUCAACACUUCACAGGAGACAUAAUUUCACAGCUUUGAACUAGCAUAAUAGGAGCCUCCGUGUCUUAAUAAAAUUUACAGAUUUUACUAUUAACAUGACGUAAAGUCAUGAUUUUAUUAAUGACACGGAGGCGAGUAUUAUCCCUCCCUCCCAUCCCUGGAGGUUUGGUCUUCUCUGGGUAAGUUGACUUCACGGUAAGUCUUUUUUGAUUACUGGGUUUUAUCCUUGUUAAUGACUGUCAAGAGCUUAAGGUUUGACUAAACUGAUGUAUAUAUAUCUGAUAUUUCAUGUAAUACGAAUUUAUGCAUACAUCCAGUUUUAUACUUGGAUAUUACCAUAUUCUCCUUUCUCUUCCAGCUUGACUUCGAGAUCCAGUUUAAGGUUCGUAUACCCUCUAAUUGGAGCCCACUUUUUAUUUGGAUUUGUUGUCUUUGUUCGGGAUCGCAAGAAAGAGGAAGUAGUAUACUGGACACUGCCUAUUAUGCUAUAAAGAGGAUGCUGAUUGGCUGUUCCUGUUGCUAGGAAGAUAUACCUCAUGUUAUUUACUGGUUUCUUUUAUACUGAUUUAAUGUUAUUUUUCUUUGCUGCUGAGGUAAAUAAAGAAAGAGUGCAGCAUAAUACUCGCCUCCGUGUCUUAAUAAAAUCAUGACUUUACGUCAUGUUAAUAGUAAAAUCUGUAAAUUUUCAUUUAGGACCAAAUAUCUUGGUCUCUACUUUGUUACUUUAUCUUUAUUUAAAUCACUUUUAAUAGAUAAUUUUAAAAGCCAAGUUUUACUUUAUUUGUUUUGUUUGGUGACAACCUCAUCUGUGAUAACCACAUUACAAUCUUUACAACAUAUUUACUUAGAGACACCUAUUGUUAGUGUGUUUGUUUUUCCCUUUUUUUUAGUUUCUCAAUUUAACCAUUUAGGGGUUACCCCCAUUUUCACACUAUCAUUUUCUGUCUCAUCUCACUAUUUAGGCUCCUUUUUUUCUUUUUAUUAAUUGAACUGUGUGAAUAUUCGCAAGGCAUGGAGUCGCCUACGAGCCCUCUGAGCGUAUCGUCCUCUACAAGCAUGGAGGUUCCAGUCGGACCUCGGAUGAACGUGAGUGUUGACAAGGUUUCGGUUUCCUGGAUUUAUCUGAAUUAAACUGUCCAGGAUGAUAGGGUCUUGUCUCCGUCACCUGUAUUCGUCAUUGUUUUCGGUUGUUUAUCGAGGCCCUCCAGGCUCCGAGCCGAUGGAUCGGGAAAAGGAGCUGAUGUUUCGGAAGCGUCUCCAUGAACCUGGGUAAGGUCGCCGAGAGGGAAGGAAAGCGACCAUCAUGACGUGUCUUUAGGUCCAUGAACGCAAGUCAGUUGAUUAUGUGAAAGGUGUCCUCCUCAGGUUUGAGUGAGUGUCUUCCAUCUAGAUGCGGUGGGCUCCCCUGUGGAUGUAGUAGAACGUAAAAUGAUGGUACCCUAGUGGUGUUCCCCUGCGGCAAAACGCAAUGUAUCUAUGCGUCCCGUGUUCACAGUCCACUUAUCUAGUAAGUAAUGGGUGCCGGCAAGCAUCCAACGAACUGCCGGGUGCAGAGUUGGGCUGCAGUCUGAGAGGGCAAGGGCAGGAAGUCCGGCCGUCCCCGACUGGAGAGCGGCACGUCGUGGGGAGGCCGCGGACAUGCUAGGGACAAACAGGUAGUCGGGAAGGAAGGGGUCAGUGCCUGGGAACUGCGGGCGGGAAAGUGCCAAGCCCCAGCCAGGAUGCCCAAGAGACCCUGCGGAGAAAAAGCAAAGCAGGGGGAGGGGUCCCCCAAUAGUAUAAUACAGAUGGUAUAACAUACAUAUACCCUUAAAUCCACAUAAUAUCCUUACAUCUUUACAUAGAGAGAGAGCCAGAGAACCAAGAGCCAAGAGACCUCGUGUCUCUUUGUUCAGUUACUAUAUAGAAGUGCCCAUACUGACGUCAGAGCAUAACUCUAGCCAUAUAAGGACAAAACCCCCAACUUACAUUCCAGAGUUCUCAGACAAAGAAAGCCUCGUGACUUAGACCAUCCGUUACUUAUGUCAAUCCAGACAUCCAUAUAUAAUCAAUAGAAACAUAUAAUAUGCAAUAUUCUACAGAUAUGCAAAAUACGAAGCCUCCUGUCAUGUUGUAAAACUGAAGUAGUUACUUCAAUUUAUUGUGUUCACUAACACAAAUAUACAUUUGUGUUGGUUUCUGAUGAUUCCAAGCUACGUAACUCAUUAAGAGCCCAUAAAUUCUGUGCUUUUCUUUGUGGAUGAAUCACCAUUGAGUGAACUAGUAUCUCAUUUAUAGAUAUAUAUAUUGCAAUCACAUACAAAUAUAAAAUAAGUAUGCAAUUUUUCCAAAAGCAAAAGUUCUUUUGAACUAGAUCAUAACUUAGAGAUCGGUAUAUUAUUAAAUGAUAGGUGGCAUGGUAAAAAUUAAAUGGGAGCAUUCACAUCUCAGGAUUUUAAACAUUAUGUUAACUUAUUUCCUAUAUUUAACAAAUACAUAUUUUUGAGGUGUGAAAAAUAAAUUGAAACGUGGAAAUAAACAGCUGCCACAAGGUUAACAAUGUAUUUACCUGAGCAUUUGGGGGCGGCAUUUUUUGCCAUCCCCUGGAAAGUGCCGCCCAAGGCAAAUGUUUUGUUUGCCUCGCGGCAAAUACGUCCCUGGCUCCGCCCCCUCAGACUGUAGAGUGAUCAGUGCAUGUCUCCGCCCCUCAGUAUGAACACAAUUAUCUACGCUGGCCCCACCCCCUCAAUGAACAUAGUGAUCAGUGCAUUGCCCUGCCCCCUCAGACUAAACAAUUCAAUGCAUCUCUAUGAAAAGAUGCUGAUUGGCCAGGGUGGCGUUUGGUUCUGCCCCUGGCCCGUCUCCUAGGCGGAGAUAAUCAGAAUUGACAAUCUCAGCCAAUCCAAUGGUUUCCUAUGGGAUUAUCACUACUGAUCAGGUCAGCCAAGGAGGCAGAUCAGGGGCAGGGCCAGCACCAGUAGACUGGAAUAAAGUUAAUAUUUUACUAUAUUUAGUGAGGCGGGGGGGCGAGAUAGUGUUAACACGCUAUAGGGUCAGGAAUACAUGUUUGUGUUCCUGACCCUAUAGUGUUUCUUUAAUUUUGUUUAUUUUAGAAUUCAAUUUGUUAGAAUUCAGAGUUUAGUGAAUAACCCAUAUAUUACAAUAAAUCUGUAUACUUUAAAACUCUCCUGUAGUUCUGCAGAAUGUAUAAUGGUCACGGAUAUAUCUAGUCAAAGUUUAUGUACCUCCCCAUCAAUCACAAAUGCAGUAUCCUACAAUACAAAAACAGCCUAAAAAAAUCCAGAAUCUAAAACAGAGUAAAGACAGAACACCCCAGAUAAAGCAGCCAGUAAGUAUUGGCCGCUCUGCUGCUGCAAGAUCCCACAAGGCAGAAAUGUCUUUGGAUUCCAGACUGCAGUUCAGCAUUUAAAAGGCUCCGGUCACAUGACCCCUAAUAGCCAAUCCAUGUGUGUGGGAGGGUAGAAAAUCUUUGUUUCAGGAAGAUAUUGCUGAUACUUGUAUCGUGGUAAGUAUAGAAGGGAGUGUAUAGGGGAUAAUUUGGCACCAUAUAGAACAGUAUGGACUACAUCCAUACUUUAUGAUCAGUUACAGGCUACGCCUACAUGCCUCAAUUCUGAAGUAUGAGAUAAAUAGAACAUAAAAAACAGGGAUUUAUUCACUAAACAGUAAGUUGACAGUGAGUUGAAAUGAUUAUUACACAAUAGCAGAGUUAGAAAAAAUAAUUUUCUGCCUCUGCAAUGUUAACCUACAUUUUGAAACUCUGGUAUCAGCUCACGGUUUAGUAAAUAAACCCCUAGGGAAGCAAUGGAUAGAUAACCUUGGCAUUAAUGGUGCUUGCUUUUCUUGUGCCGUUUAAUCAAAUAGUAGUAAAGGGGGGGGCGGGAGGGGAAAUGUAAAAAAAUAGGCAACAGAAUAAAUAAAUCUCCAACUCAGAGCUACACUUGAAAGCCUUACUCCUAAAUAUUUAUAUAUAAAGGUAGCCGUUUAUUUUCCUACAUAAUAUUCAAGGUAUAUUAUGACUUAUGUUAAUGUUUUUGGUUGCUUCUUUUAUGCACACACGGCUCUAAGGUAGCAUGAACUGGAUUGCUGGAUUGUAUUACCAGCUGUACUAUUAAGACAUACUGGAUUGUAUGUUAAAGGGAUUCUAUAGUGCCAGGAAAACAAAGUAUAGAAUCCUACAGUGCCCCCUUCCCUCGCGCCCCCCCUCCUGCGGUGCUGAAGGGGUAAAAACCCCUUCAGUCACUUACUUGAACCCAGCGCCGAUUUCCCUUGGCGCUGGAUCAGGCUACGCCCACCCUCAUCCACGCUGACUUCAGCCGGCGGGGAGACCUAAUGUGCAUGCGCCGCAAUGGCCAUGCUCGCAUUAGGAUUUAUUCAAUGCUUUCCUAUGGGGAAAAAUCUGACGCUGGAGAUUCUCAUGCAGAGCGUGAAGACGUCUAGCGUCGGAAAACAGACCAAAGGUCUGUUUCAAACCAGAAAGCCCUCUAGUAGCUGUCUGGUAGACAGCCACUAGAGGUGGAGUUAACCCUGGAUGGUAAUUAUUGCAGUUUCUCAAUAACUGCAGUAAUUACUAUUGCAGGGUUAAGGGACAUGAUAUAUUGCACAUUGCAUCCAGACCACUUUAAUGAGCUGAAGUGGUCUGGGUGCCUACAUAAAUAAAAUAAAAAAAGCUAAUUUCCAACUCAGAUGUAGUCACAGCUUAGGUAUUUUAGCCCAAAUUUUCUAUUUGGCUUUCAGUUUAAUAUGAUAUGACCAGGAUACUAGAACUGAUACCAUAAGGUUUUUUUGUCUUCAUUAGUUCCAAAAAAAUCUACUCAGUUUAUGUUCAAGACACAGUGCAAUACAAUGGGGGAACUGGGUAAAGUUCUAAAAGAAGAGUGGUCACUAUUGAAACCAAUAGUAUUUUCCAAGGGCUUCACUUAAAAAAAAACAAAAAAAACAAACAAACAAAAAAAAACCCUUUCCCCCCAGAAUUAGUCUUUAUACUGCACAUUACAGUUCAGCAGCUGAUCAAUAACGUUUGUUUAUGGCCGGUACUACGCGUGAGUUAUCAAAAUCACAAUCCUUAUUUCUGAUGUUAUGGUUUUAAAACCAGGUCUAAACAGUAAUCUCAUUGAUAGUCUUGCAUUGAUGAGCUCCACAGGGUUGAAACAAAAACUAAAGUAGAGGGGGCCCUGGUGCAAUCAUUUUUGUGAAUUAGAUAAGAAGGAUACAAUACAGAUGUUUUAAGCAAUGCUCAUAUUGGGCACAAAAAAAAAUAAAAAGGCUAUCAAAAAUGUAUCGUUAUUUAUAAAUCUCCAACAUAGACUACAGUGCAGUAUAGUUGAAUAAGCCACAUGCAAUUAAUUGAAAUAAAAAAAGUUUGACUUUUGACAUAGUAGUAUUGAGGUGGAGUCCUGCCCAGGGGUGCUUACAAUCUAAAGGUUUGUAUUUAUUUCUCCAGUAACAGUUAAGCAGGAAGCUGCAGCCAUUGUAAUAAUUCUAUAAACAGGUGUUCAACAUUGCAGCAACACCUUUCAUUUACAAGUACAAAGUCGAUUGAACCAUAAAACCGGCCUGUACGGUAUCUCCUCCCACACUUUACUUACCAAAAGCAUGACGACAGCUCUAUUCCGGAUUGUAAAGGUGACCUAUUUCUGGAUUCUAAAUAUUCUGUUCUAACCGCUCAUACAGGGUCAGUUUGCUGCCAAGGAGAAGAUACAAUGACUACACAAUGGGAGGACAUGCCUCAAGAAAUCCUUGCACAAAUCUUUUACUACCUACCUCUAGGAGACAGACGGACAGUAUCCCAGGUGUGCCAGUCCUGGGCAUGUGGAGUGGCAUCUCCCACAGUUUGGCACUACACAGAGAUUAGGUAUGUAUGUAUGUUCCUCAACACUAUAAUAGUUAUAACUUGGGGCAGUUCAAAGCAAGCCAUGAGCUGAAAGGACUGGAUGUCCCACUCCCUGGUCACUGGCCAUCUCCACAUAUAACACUACCCUCACCUGUCUUGAACGCUGCAGCCUCGCUCCAAACAUGCACCUCGAGGAGGACACGCCCCCAACUGUGGCAUACUAAAUCAACACGCUACCUGCAAAGAUGCUCCUGGAGGAAGCCUUGCAUCCAGUCAGACUUUCUUCAUUAUAGAUUCAUAUUGUGUUCAUACAGCGCAGCCCUUGCCCUCUCCAAACAGUCAUACUUUUCCUCUCAUUAGUUCAUGCUCUGCAAUCCCAGGCAUCUCUUUGACACCUUUAACUCUCUUCUUCGCCCUGCUGUGGCUACCCCUCAAACUAACCUUACAGCCGAGAGCUUUGCAUGCUACUUUACCAACAAGAUUGAACAGCUAAGAAAAUAAUUCUCCCCACCUUGCCCUUCUCUUUCUCAACCACACAUAGAUCAUGCCUUUCCUACCCUUCAGACUUUCUUCCUGGCUACUGAACAAGAGGUGGCUGCGCUUCUCCUUUCCUCUUGCCCCACCACUUGCCCACUUGAUCCUGUCCCAUCUCACCUUAUCACAUCUCUCUCCCCUAGUCUUGUGCCUUCCUUAACACACAUCUUCAACUGCUCUCUCUCUUCUGGCAUUGUCUCUGCUGACAUUAAAACAUGCAACUGUAGUACCUUUCCUGAAAAUCAUCCCUCGACCCGUCCACCCCCUCUAACUAUUAUUCCAUAUCCCUCCUCCCUUUUUCCUCAAAACUUCUGGAAAGAUUUGUCUUUACGUAUGUCUCACUUUCUCAAUUCCAACUCUCUCCUUGGCCCUCUUCAAUCUGGCUUCCGCCCCCUCCACUCUACUGAGACUGUUUUUAUCAAAGUUACUAAUGACCUAAUCACAGCUAAAUCCAAAGGCCGCUACUACAUACAAAUACUUCUUGACCUCUCUGCUUCCUUUGACACCGUUGAUGAUGCUCUCCUUCUUCAAAUCACUCAGUCUCUGUGACUCUGUCCUCUUUAUUUUCCUCCUAUCUCUCCCAAUGCUCAUUCAGUGUCUCCUUUUCUAAUUAUACCUCCUCCAUUCAUCCUGUCUCUGUUGGAGUCCCCCAAGGCUCUGUCCUUGGUCCCCUUUUAUUUUCUCUUUAUACUGCCUCUCUUGGCAAACUUAUUACCUCUUUUGGAUUCCACUACCACCUGUACGCUGAUGACACCCAGCUAUAUCUCUCCUCCCCAGACCUCUCUCCUGCCGUCCUGCAACGUGUCACUGCUUGCCUUUCUUCCAUCUCUGACUGGAUGACCUUGCGCUUUCUAAAACGUAAUCUCUCUAAAACUGAACUCCUUGUCUUUCCUCCUCCUAAUACUGAUCCUCCUCUCUCGCUCUCCCUUCAAGUUAGUGGUAUCCACAUAAGUCCAUCCCUGCAAGCAUGCUGUCUUGGUGUCAUACUUGACUCUGGCCUCACCUUUGAGCCUCACAUCCAGCAUGUUACCAAAUCCUGUAGAUUCAAUCUGAAAAACACAGCCCGCAUCUACCCCUUUCUUACGCAAGAUGCUACCAAAGAGCUUGUCCAUGCUCUAGUAAUUUCCUGCAUGGAUUAUUGUAACCCUCCCCUAAUUGAACUUCCCAAAAAACGUAUUGACCCGCUACAGGCUGUAAUGAAUGCUGCCACCAGACUGAUUUUCCUCUCUAGUUGGUCCUCUCACACCUCACCCCUUUGUGAGUCCUUACAUUGGCUUCCUGUAUCCUAUAGUAGUCAAAUCAAAAUGCUAACCCAUACCUAUAAAGCACUGAACAAUUCUAGCCCCUCUUAUAUCUCUUCACUGAUCCAUAGGUAUGCCCCUUCUCAGCCUUACUGCUCUGCCUGAGACCUUCUCCUGUCCACUACUCGCACCCGUAUGGCCAACUCACGCUUGCAGGACUUCUCGCGGGUGGCUCCCUUACUAUUGAAUAGCCUGCCUACCGCCAUCAAACUCUCCCCUAGUCUUCAAUCGUUUAAGAAGGGCCUUAAAACCCAUCUUUUUAGGAAAGCUUAUGGCCUCCCAGAGUAACAUCUACCUCACAUACCUGUCUCUUGCUCUCUCGUAAAUGGCAGCACUCUACAGUUCUGCUUCACUCCCACCUUAUUUUGAUUGCAAUUCCCUGUCCUAUUGUGUUUUGCACAAGAGCAGGGUCCUCUUCAACUUAUCGUUCAAUUGUACGUUUUCUUGUAACUGUCCUAUUUAUAGCUAAAUCCCCCCUUUCAUAAUAUUGUAAAGCGCUACGGAAUCUGUUGGCGCUAUAUAAAUGGCAAUACUAAUAAUAACAAUACAAAGUCAUUUAUUUGAAUUUAUUCUCACUAAUUCUGUGCUGGGUUUACUUGUCUUGGAGUUCGUCUGUUUUUGUUGCUUUGUUUUAGUUUUCCCCUGUAAAGAAGGUUCACUUAGUCCAUUCACUUAAAUGAAUUUCACAGCUUGAACUCUUAUUUUAUAGAUUCUUUAUUUUUUUUUAUACAGGGAUUAUGUUUUUUUUUUUUUUAAUUCUUAAUUUUUUCCAUCUUGGCAGACACAGUGAAAUAUCAUCCACAUUUUGGCUUGUGCAGAAGCCAGAAAGCUAGUUAUACAAUUGUACAGUGGUUAGCUAACUGCUAGUCCAUGACAUUGCUUGGGUGUCACGUGCGGUUCCUUCAUCACCGUCUGCCAAGGAGUGUUUUAUUUUUGUGUAAGAACAAAACGUUAACAAAAACUAAAAGUUCGGUUCAGGAGCUUGAAACCUUGUGGUAGGAUUGUCUUUGGUGUGUUGGGGAGUGGGGGCCUCCCCUGGUCCCCAUGUCCCAGUCGUCCACCCACCGGUCAAGCCCCCCCACCCUACAGGGAACUCAGCCCAUCAUGGCUUCCCAUGGUGUCCACACCCUUUCGAAGGUUUUAGUGGUGUUGUGUACUAGAGCGGUGAGCUUGUCCAUGAGGUAGUUAUCAAUAUGUCCGGGGGCCUGGGCUCCAGCCAUUUUUUGGCUAUAGCCAUCCUAGCUGCCAGGGCGACCUUGUUUAUUAGCUUUUUGUGCCUGUGCGGCAUGCCGUCUAUUGGUCUGCCCAGGACGAAAGCACGGGUCUACUGCAAUGGGUGUUUCUAGUAGGUCUGUUAGCAGGUCUCCCACCCCUCGCCAGAGUGUUUGUAUUUUCGUGCAUGUCCACCACAUGUGCACGUAGGUGCCCCGCUCACUGCAGCCCCGCCAGCAGAGAUCGGUAGCCCCCGUGCCCAUGUGGUAGAAUGUGGUGGGUGUUGUGUACCAGUGCAUCAUUUUUUUGAUCGCUUGCUCCUGGAGCCCAACACUGAUGGAAACUUUGGAGGCCGCUUCCCAUAUGUCCUGCACCUCCCUGAGGUCCACCUUCCACCGGUCCGUGUAGGUCAAAUUGCCUCAUUCUGCAGAUUGGGAACUAAUCUUGUUGUAUAUGGUGGUUAUGAGGCCUUUGCUUCCCGGUUCCUGGUCGCAGAACCUUUCAAAGAAUGUUGGGGUUUGCUCUGCCGCCACUCUUACAUUGCUUCGUGUCGCAAAGUCUCGCAAUUGCAGGUAUCGGAAAAAGUCCCUUGGCGCUAAGGGGUGGUGUGGUGAGAGUUCGUCAAAGGAAACAAACGAGUGGUUUACGUAUAAGUGUUUGAACCUCUGCAGGCCAGCUUUUUCUAGGCCAGCGAAGUCCCUCGCUUGCAUGCCAGGUGGGAAGGCCCUAUUUCUCAGCUAGGAGGUCAUAGGGGAUGGGUCCGAAGUUAGGGCAAGCUUUUUCUUAGCUCUGUCCCAUAAGCUGAUAGACUUCAGUAUGGCUGGGCAGUCAGUUCCAGGAAGAGCCCUGUGUUGUUUAUCUGUCCAUAUGUAGAACUGCGGGAGAUCCGCUCCCAUUAGUCCCGACUCUAGAUCAACCCACUUUCUCUCGUCAGGGGGCGAGUGCCACAGGGCAAUCUGGGCCAGCUGGGCUGCCACAUAGUACAUAUAGAGGUUGGGCAGUCCCAGGCCUCCCAGUGAUCGUGGGCGAUACAGUAUUUGUCUGGAUAUGCAGUGUCUUUCUCCCCACCCCCCCCCCAAAUGAAGUAGUUUAUAGCUAUUUGUAAUCCUGCUAGGUCCCGUCUUAUCAGUAAUACCGGUAGCACCUGAAAGUAGAAUAGGAUGCGCGGCAGGACGUUCAUUUUUGCCGCGUGUAUCCUCCCUAUCCAUGCGAUGGGCUUGGCUGUCCAUCUCUCCACAUCAGUCUUUAGGGUACGGAUUAUGUUGCCGUAGUUUCCUGGUUUUAGUCUGGCUGGGUCUGAGGUCAAUUGUACGCCAAGGUAUCACCAAAAAUAAUUGUAACUAAGCUUGUGGAUGCUGUUUUGGCUAGACAAGCCUGUAUUUUUGAUCUCGGCACAAUAAAAAAUAAAGAAUAAAAAAAAAAAUAAUGAAAUGUAUAGUGAUGAUUAAAUCAUCAGUGAAAGGCAAGUUUUUGUGUGAAAAAUGCAAAUAAAUAAAUAUAAAAAAAAUAAAUAAAAAAAACUAACUUUGCCCAGUGUCUGUGACUAAGUAGCUACUAAAAAUUUUGAAUACCCUGUGUUGUCUACUUUUGCAAAUGGUAUGCCAUGAUGGGAGUAAUUUGACCCAAUAACUUUCCAAAACAACAUAAGAGAGUACAAUCAUGCGGGGCAUCAUAGCAUACAAAUAUGUGUGUUUUAUUGCAUUAAAAGCUAACACUAUUAUGACAUCCACAGUUAAAUUGCCAUGCAGAACUUGGUAAAUAGCAAAAAUGUCUUAAUUUCUCGCACUCUAAAUAUUUUAGUUAUAUUAAAUUGUGUUCCAUAUAUAAAUAUGUGUUAUGAAAUGAAAGCCCUAUUUCUCCUACACAUAAUUAUAUACAAGUGUGGGUGCACUUAAUAUGAAAGGUAAAUUGGUGUUUAACAGACAUAUAGCUCAAAUGCUAGGUUUUGUUUUGGUCACUAUUGCCUCUGUCCUUCUGGGGUAAUGUAUGAGUAACUUGUGGGUUCUUUUUUGCAAAAUAUAUGAUUCUGAAUUUAUCUGUAUUGAAUCUCAUCUGCCACUUUCCUUUCUAGUCUGUCAAUUUAUCCAAAACCCUCUGUAGAGAAGUUAGAUCAAGUUCCAACUGCAUUGUCUUUUCUAGUUUUGUGUUAUCUGCAAACAAUUUAUCAUAAUUUUACUUUAUGUACCAGCUGGAUAAUUGUUCUUUAACAAAAUCACUCAUUAAAGGACCACUAUAGUGCCAGGAAAACAUACUCGUGGGUCCCACUCCCGCCCGGCUCUGGAAAGGGGAAAGGGGUUUAAACUUACCUUUUUCCAGCGCUGGGCGGAGAGCUCUCCUCCUCCGAUCCUCCUCUUCUCCGCCCCGUCGGCUGAAUGCGCACGCAUUCAGCCGGUCGCAUAGGAAAGCAUUUACAAUGCUUUCCUAUGGACGCUUGCGUGCUCUCACUGUGAGAAUCACAGUGAGAAGCACGCAAGCGCCUCUAGAGGCUGUCAAUGAGACAGCCACUAGAGGCUUUGGGGGAAGGCUUAACCCAUUAAUAGACAUAGCAGUUUCUCUGAAACUGCUAUGUUUAUUAAAAAAUGGGUUAACCCUAGCUGGACCUGGCACCCAGACCACUUCAUUAAGCUGAAGUGGUCUGGGUGCCUAGAGUGGUCCUUUAAGAAUGAAAGUAAUUAAAUACAUAAGUAAUAAAGUAAACUAAAUUUAUAAGGGUACAACGAAUGGAAAAACUAAUAGAGCGCCUGUCCCUUUCUUUUUGGUUAUAGUUUCGGAUCAGAAGAAGAUUUACUAACACUCGACGGAUUGGAGCACUUUCUGGUCCAGAUAAAACAACUAAAAAUAGUUUUUGACCAAUCCAAAGAAGCAAAUCGCAAUAGUGUAUCAAAAAUUCUAGAUUGUCUUGCCAAAGAGAAAAACAAACUGAAAAGCCUGACUAUUGUGUGCUCUGGAGAAAACCCCUUGUUUUAUUCUGGGCAGGAGAUUUUGGAAAGCAUCAUGAACCUUUGUCGUAAGGAGAGUCAUGGUGACCUCCAAAACAUUGAUCUACGAAAGCUUCCUUUUACUUUUAGUGAUGGCUUUGUAAGACUUAUUGCUAGAGGGAACCCAAAUCUACGUAGUUUGCACAUAAACAAUGGUACUUUGGUUUGCAAAAUAACCCCUGAAACUUUGAAUGCAGUUUUAGAGUUCUGCCCCAAACUCACUGUCCUUGGCACCUUCUGUUCCAGUCUGUCUGAAGAUGUUUUCCGUGAACUUAUGAAACCAUGCAGACCACCACUUAUGUGCCUGGACAUCUUGUGUAAAAGGCUGGACAAAUAUACACAUUCCAUAUCUGAUGACGCAUGGGGUGAGCUUUGUAUACGUCAUCCCACACUUCAUGUGGACCUAGAAUUUGAUCACACUAUCCCUGCUUGGAAAAUCCGUCGAACCUUACAACCAAAUAUUCCUGUGUCAACCUUACAAUUUAAUGCCUGCAAUGAAAUGAUGAAUCACAUUAGAUUUGUCACCAGUCACUACUGGCGCACUCUAAAUAAGCUAGUUAUACGCACCAUCUCAUCCAGUGAUCUAGACUCUGCUCUUAUUGAUUUGGCUACAAAAUGCGGUGUAUUGGAAGAAGUUCAUUGCUACUGUUUAGUGGGAACUCAAGUGAUUCAAGCUUUCCUAAAACACUGUCCCCGCUUGAAAAAAUAUACUCUUAAAACCAUCAAAGAAAAACACCCAUGGAAAGCAACAUGGACCCAGCCAUCUACAGACUAAUUAAAAAUGUACUUAUGCUCCAAGUAUGGAUACAAAAUAUUUGUUACAAAGUGACAAGUGCACCUUCAUCUAUGCACACUAAAUCUAAAAAAACCUAAAAACUAAUGCACUUUCAUCUAUGCACACUAAAUAUUGUUCCACAUUUCAUGUACUUAUGGGAAAAAUGCGGUAGAUGUAAAUCUCAAGGCACUGGUUCUUAAACCCCGAGUUGGGACUAAAAUUGGUCCCCAGGUUAUUAAUGCAUCCUCAACUGAUUUACAAUGGCAUCACUGCCUCACACUGUGUGACGGAAAGGCUCUGGAGACGAAUUCAACAUUUUUAUUUUAUAUAAUUUGUUUUAUAUUUAUAUCUUUUAUUACAGCUAAUUUUAUAUUUGAAGCAUGGUUAAUGACAUGAGCUUAGUUUUGGUUAUUAACACAACUAAUGUUAAGAACCACUGCGUUAAGGUUUCAAAUUCUGACUAUUUGUUCUUCACAGGACUAAUCAUCUUCAUAAAGAUAUUUGCAUGUAAAACUUGUAAAGGUAUUAUGAGUUUCUAAUUCAAAGGAUAAUAUAUUGUGGUCGUCUUCAGGGUUUACAGUUCAGAACACUGGUCCAAGCACUUUUGUAUUUUCUGCCUGACAACUUUUGAAAUUCACUACAUCCAAAAAGAUGGCCAUGCUGCUUCACAAUAGCCUGAGAUGUUUAACGGAAUAAGAGUCUGAGCUACUGAAUAUAUUUUUAGACAUGGCAUUGGUUUUCAGAAUAGUCCAUAACCAAUUUCCAACACUUCAGGUUUAGUUAUAUACUCUUUUUAUCAGUACUGGUGAGUUUCCUAAUCAACAGAACCUUAGCGAAUCUUGUCGACUAGUUUUAGAAUCAUAAAUAGGAGUUAGAGUUAUGCUAUAAUUUAACAAGUUCAAUAUAGGAAUAUAGAAAUAUUCAAUGAAAGUGGAAAUAGGGAAGGUUUAAAUCUGUUUAUAAUAGGAUAGUCAACACAUUUCUGAAAUGCAUACUUUGCAAUUAAAGUGACACAAUAGGCAGCCAGACCACUUAAUCAUAUUUAAGAGGUCUAGAUGCAGUGUCCCAGUCCCCAAAACCCUGAAAGUUUUAGAGGAACGGCAUUGUUUACAUUAAAGGGCUAAAGGGAUAGGACUCCCUCUAGUGGCUGUCUACCAGACAGCCACUAGUGGUGCUUCCUUCUGUUUCACAGAGUUUGACUGCGUGAAACGACACUGGACGUCCUUAUGCUUUGUAGGACAAAACUCCAUAGGUAAGCACUGAGUCAAUGCUUUCCUAUUGGAAAGGGAUAUUGCGCAUGGACACUCAACGCAUGCGCAUUAGGAUCCUGGAUUGCUCUGACUUCAGUGAAGGAGCAACCCGAUCCAGUGCAGAGGGACAUUGGCGAUGAACAGGUAAAUGUUUAAAGGGUUUUUUACCCUUUACAUGGUUGGGAAGAGACAGAGGGAGGGCCUAAAGGGGAAGAGAGACACUAUAUUGUAUGGGAUAAAAAUACUAUAUAGUGUUCCUUUAAUUUUCAAAGGAAGUCUUUGGAGUCCUCUUGGGCUGCGAAGCGGCGUUCAUGCUGCUGGGCCCGCAGUUGUAGGUCGUGCACUGCCUGCUGUAGCGUGGUAAUGCUCUGGGCGUUUGCUUGUGUGGAUCCCUCCAGUGUGCCGAUGGUGCCUGUCAGGCCCUGUAAGUCGUUUCGUAGUGCCGUGACAUCUGCAAGGAUGUUUCUUUGCAGGUCUGCCAAUAGCGUUUUUAGGAUCGCCGUGGUGACCUGCUCAGAGUCUGCUCCCUUCUUGCUGUGCUUUGCCAUCUGUGUUGGGGCAGGAGCAGGUUUGUAUUCUUCUUCUGCAUCGAAGCUACAUGCACAUGCGACCGUUUGCGUCGGCGUUCAGAUCAGUGGUUCCUUAAAGCACAAUUGUCAUCUUAAAACUAUUUUUUUGUAUAAUAAUCCUUCCAUCAAGUUUAAAAAUAAAUAAAAAUUAUAUAUUUUAUAUAAAAAAAAAAAAAAUUUUUAAUGAACUAUAUGUCACGGGGAAAACCCAUCCCUACCUUUCAUUUAUAUCAGGAUCCUUUAGCCAUAGACAUGCACCUUGAGUCAGACAGUGUUUGAAAACCGACAAUUCUCUCUGAUCUUUCCAGGCAUCCAGGCCAUUUCAUGUCAUUGAAGUGUUAGGGUGCAGUGUUCCUGUUCCCUUAACCCUGCCUACACAGGCUGAUUUCUAAACACAUUUAUGAGUAUUGUUGCUGUGGAGCUCUGAUAUACACUCAGAUACACCAACAAUAAGGAGCUCCUAGAACCAGUGGUGGAUCCAGAAAAGGGGGGGGGGAGCGUGCGCAAAGGGGCAAUUGCCCCCCAAAUUUUUUCUAGAGAGAAGGACACUAGGUGAGUAUGGAAAAAGGGACACCACUGUAGAAUGGGACAAUAUGGAAAGAGUUACAGAGGAAUGCAGGAUAGUAGGUAAAUGACGAUGUGAUAUGAGACUUACUACUGUAGAACUCUUAUGUUCAUAUACAGUAAGUAUUAUAUUAAUGAGUCCUGCAGAAAUGCCAACACACACACAGGGUCCUUACUAAAUUCUGAUUUCUAGUAAAUUGAAAGCAGAAUUGCAAAAUUAAUGCUAAACUAUCCAAGCUGCGGCUAUAGCACCGUUGAAGACAAAUUGACGCCAUUAUACAGGCUGCACACUUACUACUUUACAUUGCAGCAAAGUGUCAUUUCUUCAGUGUUGUAACAUGAAAAGACAGAAUAAAUAUUUGCAAAGGGGUGUACUCACCUAUUGAGAAUAUAUAUGUCAUGCUCCUGAUCAGGUCAGAGAGGAGACGAUUGCAGGGGUUAUUGGUUAAAACUUUAUUUGUCGUAUUAGACAUAACAAAUUUACUGAAAUAAAGGGCAGUCUGCCACAAACAGGAUACUUUGUGAGAAAAACAGGGUUUAGGCGACAUGCCACAAACAAGAUCUUUGGAAAGUAAAUGAAUAAAGUCUUUUGUAUACAAGCAGGCUUGAAGCUAUAGCAAGUAGUUAAGGAUUUCCAGGAUACUUUGCAAUGCAGCUAGUUAUAGCUAAAUACCUUUUAGGAUAAGACAAUACAGGAUCAUGCAGAGUUGCAGAGGUUGAAACCGGUAGGAAUAUUGCAAACUAAUAUAAUGCAGGUUGCUUACGAGAUCAUGCAGUGAUGCAGCAAUUGAAGCAGUUAAGAUUCUUCAAUGAAGGCAAUACGCCACAAAUCAGGAUUCUUGGAAGCUGGUAAGGAAAGUCUUUCGGUAAGAUGUAGUUCAGGAUGAAGUAAAGCAGGUUAGUGCCUUUCAGUAUGAGAGCUGUGGUCAGUGUUCAGGGUGCACAUGUGAAUACCGAUCAGAGAUUCUGACCGAAGUUGCUAGGCACCUGUGUUCCACUGUGUUGCUGAGAGACCUGUGGAGCGCAAGCUGUCAGCAGGUUGCUAGGUUGACUGGACGGCAAACUUAGGGCUGAUCGGGCUGUGUAUGCUGAUCGUGAAGCAAUUCCAUUGAUGCAGAUAUGCUUCACAUACAGUUAUAUAUCGUUUAAACCGAUUAUAUAUCAAAUACUGCUGCAUUGCCCCCGUACCUAGGCUAUCUGCUUCUGUAGAAUAAAACGGAAAAACCUGUUACACUAUACGCUACUACAUAUUAGAACAGUGCACUACCGCACUGUCAAGAUCAUAUAUUGAGAUAAGGAUUGACAGAGCACCGGUUCUCACAUCACAUUCUGCCAAAUGACAGCUCCCAGCCUAUUAUCACUGUACAUAUUACAAUCCUACCCCACAUGAGGCUUUACUUAGUGUGAAUUAGUACCACAGAUCCGUGCACUCCCGUACUGCUGUAUUAGCAUCCUGAUACGGCAUGCAUUAUGGCAGAGUGUGGCUACUCUCAUCACACUCUGCUAACUUAGGUGCUGCACAUAAGGCUAAUUUGUUAAAGAGAUUCAUCAGUGCACUAGCGUGCUGUGAAGGAGACAUCACUAUAAAAAAAUAAAAAAUUGACACUUAGCCAGGUCACAUCUCCCAACCUUGUAAAUUAAAGGGAGAUUCUGGUAAUUGCUCAUUAUGGGGAGUGUAUUAUAGACAGAAAUGAUCUUUAAUGUGAGGUCUGUAGUUUAAGAGGCUGUUCUUGAUGGCCAUAUAUGUGUAUAAUUAAACACUAGUAUAUAUUUUGCAAUUUGGCUACUUUCUAUAUACUAGGGCUAGCCAACCACCCCAUAGAAUUGGGAAAAACACACAACCUAUAUACAUACUCCACCAUUGGAGUUCAACCCAAAAAGAGAAAGACUGAUUCGCAAAGGAGCAAAUAAUAUAGUGAAAUAGCCUUCGUCUAGAAAGCACAACAGAGUGAAGGACUCUCACACAUGAAGUCGGAUGAGAAAAUUUAAAAACAAUGUUGAAAAAAUAUAUUAAUAAAGAUCAAAACAGCCAAAACAUAAGACCUAAGGGGAAAGCAUUUCUACACAACAUGAUGAAGGGACGUAGAUGGAAGAUAGUUAGUGUUAUAAAGUUUGAUAUAGUGUAACAAUGUGUAAACUUAAUGAGAAACAGUUUCACUAAUAUUAUUGUAACGGCUACCCAGAUGGUGAGGGGGUAUCCGCCGUUGGAGACCUCCUUUCCCUGGCAAGAUGCUGUAUAAUAAUGGAGUUGUUCUUAUUCCCAUCCACGAGAUCCAAGGGUAGAAGCAGGCAUAGCUGGAAAACGGAGCAUAGCAAUGGUGUAGUAAAUCCCCUUUGAAGAACGAGACGAGGCUACGUUUUGAAGGGUUCGUGCGCUGAAAAAGCACAAAAAUCCUGCCAUCCGCAUAUAACUUGGUGUUCGCUGGAAUCCCCAUACAUAAUAUAUCCUUUCUACCGAACGGCCGACCGUUCAGUAGUUUCAGCACGAAAUUACGUUGUUAUGGAGGUCUCAGCGGUGUUCGCCUACUCGAGUGUCCGUUUUUAGUUCCAGACACUCGAUGGCAGAUCACUGCUGUUCGUGCGUAAGAUGGCCGCGAACACGCGCAAAGUCCUGAAAUGGCGGCCACCUAGAUUUUACACAAAGGAUUCGUGCAGUUAUCAUGCGAACGGUAUAUGCCGGUCUGGGAGGUAAAAUACCACUUAACUACACAGCAGUGUGGUCCGGUGUUCGGCAGUUUGCAGUCGUUUUUAGUGCUAUAACAAUCCACAUACACAGGCAAGUAUGUUCUUUUGAAUUCCCAGGCUUAUGUCUUGUUAAAUAUGUCCAGGCAGAGAUUAUAGUUCUGUUACAAUUAUCACUGGUAUAAAGAGUAUGCAUGCAUAUAUACUGUUGUGAGCAUAAUAAAUUCAUAUUUCACUUGGCAUAUGGGAAUACAUUCUUGAAUUAUGUUAUUAAACAUGUUCUCAUAAUACUUACAGAUUCCAAAAAGAAAUCAGUGAAAAUCCCCAAAUUCUAUGAUAAUAGAUGGGGAUAUUAUCCAGAGCUUUAUAUUGAGAAAAAUGUGAAAAAAAUAGUUAUACCAUAGAAACAUAGAAUGUGACGGCAGAUAAGAACCAUUCGGCCCAUCUAGUCUGCCCAAUUUUCUAAAUACUUUCAUUAGUCCCUAGCCUUAUCUUAUAGUUAGGAUAGACUUAUGCCUAUCCCACGCAUGCUUAAACUCCUUUACUGUGUUAACCUCUACCACUUCAGCUGGAAGGCUAUUCCAUGCAUCCACUACCCUCUCAGUAAAGUAAUACUUCCUGAUGUUAUUUUUAAACCUUUGUCCCUCUAAUUUAAGACUAUGUCCUCUUGUUGUGGUAGUUUUUCUUCUUUUAAAUAUAGUCUCCUCCUUUACUGUGUUGAUUCCCUUUAUAUAUUUAAAUGUUUCUAUCAUAUCCCCCCUGUCUCGUCUUUCCUCCAAGCUACACAUGUUAAGAUCCUUUAACCUUUCCUGGUAAGUUUUAUCCCGCAAUCCAUGAACCAGUUUAGUAGCCCUUCUCUGAACCCUCUCUAAGGUAUCAAUAUCCUUCUGAAGAUACGGUCUCCAGUACUGUGUACAAUACUCCAAGUGAGGUCUCACCAGUGUUCUGUACAAUGGCAUGAGCACUUCCCUCUUUCUACUGCUAAUACCUCUCCCUAUACAACCAAGCAUUCUGCUAGCAUUUCCUGCUGCUCUAUUACAUUGUCUGCCUACCUUUAAGUCAUCAGAAAUAAUCACCCCUAAAUCCCUUUCCUCAUAUGUUGAGGUUAGGACUUUAUCAAAUAUUAUACCCCCAAAAUAUAUUUCAGAGUCCAAAUUGUUAGUCUUGUAUGGAUCCUGGUGGAUGAUCCUGGGUCUGAUUCUAAAAAAGGCUCUCUUUCUGGUGCUCUCGUGGUUGUACGAUGAUGUGUUCAGAUUCUGAAGAUGAAUUGCCUGAAGUUUGAUCGACUGUAUACAGUCUUGGUUUUCUUAUUGUUUUUUUUGCGUCUAUACGGGAAUGGUCUCUCAGUGUAUAUACAUACAUACACACACACACACACACCAAUUUUAAACAUUCAGUGCCCCUCCCGAGAUUGGGUUCUGGAUCUGCCCCUUCCUAGAACAGAGGUACAGUGGGAUUUGAUCUUUAAUAGGGACACUUGGGAGGGAAGAUUAUGUAUUUGUGUAAGAUGGCAUGUGUAUGUAUAAGUGAAUGUGCCUGUGUGCAAGUGUACAAAGCAGAGAGAGGUGUAUAUGUCACAAAGAGAGAAUUAGUAUCUGUGUGCAUGUAAUGGAGAGAGAGCAUGUGCCCGUGUAUGUAAUGGAGAAACUGUGCCUCUGUGUUCAUGUGUGUAAUACUGAGAGAGCAUGAGCGAGUGCAUAUUUAUGCUGGUAUAUAACAGAGUAAGACAGCAUCAUUGUACAUAUGUGUGGCGGAACCAGCCUCGCCACUGGGCAUUGGAGAAGACAGCCUCCUGCCAUGUGACUAUGGCCCCUGGGUUGUAUUGCCUGAGGUUUGCUACCAACUAGGUGGAUUUGGCUAUGGAGCUUGUCUAGUGCCCUCUGUUGGUAGCAACAGCAAUAUGCACUACCUGAAUAGCAAGACUGGUUCAUUUGCAUAUUCAGGUAGAUUUGCAUACUGCUAAUUCUGCAGGCAUGUGAGAUAUUUUCUGUUAAUUAUUGUCUCCCCCACCUCUUUAAACAUAUGCCAUUGUGUUAUAAUAAGUCACUGUAUGUUGCCUGCUAUGAUUUGACUGUUUGUAAUUUUAUUGAGUUUUCACAGCAAUGUUAAUGUAAUGACCAUAUGGGCUAGUCCCAAGGAAAAUAAAGUUUUAGACAGUUCUACUUCACCCUCAAUUUGGAGUCCUGUCUCUUAUUGGGGGAAUUUGCUACAAUGGAUUGCUAUGCUUGUCAUACUCCCUUGAGCAUUAAUCACUUAGCUCUUUUAAGAGCUGUUCCAUACGCUCUCCUGGAGGGGAGGUCUUCCCCACACGGUCCUGGAGGACAGAAGCCAAUCCGGGGUGGACAGAAGACGGCAAGACUCCAGUUAAGCUACGGCGGUUGUGGAGUAUGUGGUGGUUGUGGUGCUUGUGGUCCUCGGCACAGGCUAGGAAGCGUCCAUCAACGGAAGGUACUCGGUCGGAGUACGGGGAGUUCUGUUACAAUAUGUAAUAAGCAGGAAAAUAAAAAGUGCAUUUUGUGCACAUGUGUAAAGUACAGUGCCUGUGUCUGUGCACGUAGUGUAGAGAGUACAUGCGUCUGUGUGCAUUAAGUGUAGAGAGUACAUGUGUCUGUGUGCAUGUAGUGUAGAGAGUACAUGUGUCUGUGUGCAUGUAGUGUAGAGAGUACAUGUGUCUGUGUGCAUUUAGUGUAGAGAGUACAUUUGUCUAUGUGCAUGUAAUGUAGAGAGUACCUGUGACUGCAUGCAUGUAAAGUAGAGUACAUGUGUCUGAAUGCAUUUAGUGUAGAGAGUACGCAUGUGUCUGUGUGCUUCCAACCUAGAAAGACUUUGUGCAUCAUCUGUUUGGAUCUGUAUGUAUGCAAGUGUACUGGAGAGAGUUUGUUUGUGUACACUGAUGCAAUGUGUGUAAAAGAAACUAUGUGUAUUCAAUGGAGAUAGCGGGCAUUUUUGUGCAUGUGUGUAAAAGAGAGGUACUGUAUGUCUUUGUGUGUAAUAGUGAAAGAGUAUAGGUGUUUACUCACUAAACAUCAAACUGCAGAAAAUCCAAUAGAAGAAUUUUUACAAAUUAGCACUUUUAUUUUAGCCUAAAUUUACAUACUUUUUAGGAUUACAACUCUUUGAUGUUUAACACUGCUGCCACAUCUCCUUACUCCUAAGUUCUGGAAGCAGAAAGUGGUGCUCACUGUGUGUUCCGCACUGGACACUCAGAGUUGAAGAAAUUUGGGUGUUUGAUUUUUUUUACGAAACUUAGGCAGUUUAUUAGUUUUAUAUACAGGGGUAUUGAAUAGGGGCAAACAAAUUCAUUGUUCUAGGGGCCAUGUCUGAAUCCUUGGGCCUCACACAAGUGGAGCAAGUGAGGAUUAUAAAUUUUAUUCUAAUGCAUGCUUUCACUACGUUAUAAGGUUUAAGAAAUGUGAGUACCGGAGGCAGAAUUAAAGAAUCAGAACUGACUCUUAGAAUUGGUGCUGACUGAGUGAGCUAUGUGAAUGAGCCAAGAGCGAGUGCAGUGACAGAGCUGAAUCUUUUGCACACGUCCCUUAGAGAUGUCACAAUGCAGCCAGACGUCUUCUAGUGACUCAUCUUCCUGAAUGGGCCGUGCUCACAGAAAAACCACCAACUGAGCUGAGUGAAACACUGACCUGGGCUGGGUAUUCCUCUAACUUAGACAGCUGAAUGGAUGGACGGGACAUUCUACACCUGAAUAACCAAGACUGGAUUAUAGUAAAACAGUUAUUUAUGGGUCAAUUGAAAUCUUAUGGCCCUUUAUCAAUGUAAAUAAAAAAAGCUUACACAAAAACAUAAAAAUAAAACACUUGUGUCGGGCUGAAAAUUUAAAGUAACCUUAAAAUUCCCUAAUGACCAAAGAUAUUUUCUGCGAUCAUCACAGUCUGGCCCCUAAAUGUCUUAUUCAAUUAUUGCACGUUUAUUCCAUUCUAAGAGGCAAUGUGGGGGUUAUAUGGCACGUGUGACAUUUACUUGAAUGGGGGCAAAGGUGGUGAAUAAUGUGGCAAUGAGAGACCAAUGAAGUGCUAAGUAUGAGAAGAUCGUGGCAUAAGGAAAAGAAGUGAUGUUGAAAUUGCGCUAAAUAACUAAAUAUGAUGUAUUGAAAACUGUAUCAAACCAAAAUCAUUUUCAUGAACAUAUAGGGCAAAAACAAAUAUAACAUUUAAUAGUGUAUCAUAUAUAUUAAAUACAUGGGAUAUAUUUUGUGAACACAAAUGUCAGAGUUACAUGGUUUCCCCAGCCUUUAUUACUGACCCUACAUUGUACAAUUUAAAGUGUCAUUUCAAGUGACACUAUCUUUUUAUAAACCAACUAAAGUAACUAAAAUAGGUACUCUAUAGAAAUAAAGACUAUACAUACACACAUUAAUUAGGACUCAAAAUUUCUACUUACCGUUGAUGAGUUACAUAGUUACCUAAUUAUAUAGACUGAAAAAAAGACGUGUCCAUUAAGCGCAUCCUUUCUUACAACAGUUUUUGCUGUAGAUCCAAAAGAAAGCAAAAACGCAGUGUGAAGCACUUUGGAAUUUUGCAACAAACUAGAAAAAAAAAAUAUUCUCCCUCGACCCAGAAUGGCAGGCAGAUCUCUUGGAUCAAGAAGCUGUUAACACCAAACAUAAAAAAGGAUAUCGCUGAACAUUAUGUUUCUGUAAGUAUUCAUCCAGUCACCACUUCUUAAGGCAGAUAAUUCCACAUCCUUAUUGUUCUUACUGUGAGUCAAUAUUUAGCACUACCGAGUGGAAAUUCACCCGUGAUGAGUGGACACACGGACUCUCCAAGUUUGCAGUGGCGAGCAAGUUUUAAUGCCUGGCUAGUAGUAAGUUCUCCAUUUGUUUUUUUCAGGUGGCCUUUACUUUAUCCCAAUCUCACAAACAGCACAUCUCUGCACCCCAGACACACCAUCCUAGCAUUCAAAUCAUACACCAAUAUUCUCCAUCCCAAUUCACACACAUUAUCCCUGUCCCAACAACUAAAUACUGCACACCAGUAUUCACCCCAGUCCCACACACACAUGCCUUUUUUACCUUAGAAAAAUGAACAUCAAUUAUUCAUAAAAAAAAAAAAAAAAUUACAAAGUUUUAUUCACCCAACAAAAAUGUAUUUUUAAAUAAUAAAAACAAACUUUAAAAAUUAGGCACAAAAAACAACGUUUACUGUACUGAUAAGUAGUCAAUUUUCAUGGUGUUUAUCUUCGAUUGGGUUUGAGGAACCAAAAAAACCCUCAAAAUUUAGGGAAAAAUACCUAUAUGUGGGAGAAGGAGAUACAAAUCAGUUCUGAAUUAUGGUGGCCAAGGGCACACUCCUUGUUCACUCAAUCCCUGUCUGAAAACCGGAUCACACACAAAAUCCCACACACCCCAUGUGUCCGCCCCAAUCAAUCACAUCACAAAAAGACACACAACAAUCACCCAGAGGGACACACAUACUAUUAAUGCAGCCAAUAAUCUUGCCUGGUUUUAUUAGUAUUGUGUGUCCUUGAUUUAACUAUUAAUUACUUUAGCUACUUUUGUACACAAAUGCACCAAACGGAUUGGACUUUCUUUCACUAUAACACAAUAGUCUCCUAUCUCAAAUGGGACUUAGUGAAGAUUGUAGACUCAUUCCGUGUGACUCUGCCCUUUUUCUCUAAAACCAGUUUGUAAUAUUUGUUAUUGAAUUUUACACACGUGGCUGUGUGUGUGUCACAUGGUACAGGGGGUGUGUUUGUGCACUUGUCUGUGUUUUGCACUCAGUCCCAGCUCUGGUAUAUAUAGGAUCAGCCCAGCUUUGUCUUUCAUACAGCUUCACAGAUCAUCCAGAGAGCAUCACUGAGAUUCUGUUACUAUAGCAACAAGCAUGGACCCCCAGGACUGUAACUGCGCAACAGGUAUGAUAUAAAAACUAUUUGUAUAUAGCGAGAACAUACCUCGAUAAUCUGUAUACCAUGAAUUAAUCAAGAAAAUCUGAAUAGCAUUACCUAAAAAGUACUUGAGAAUUAGCAAAAAAUAAGUACCUAUUCUGCUUAAGUAAAUUUAAAUAUUGCUAUUUUAAUAGUAAUUUUUGGACAAUUGAUCUAAAGUCUACAUUAAACUUCUGCACAAUGAGAACAUUUGGCUUGGAGGGAACCAUUUAUCCAUAAAAUACAAACAUUUUCAGGACACAUAAAUUUCAACCAUAUGUUAGUUUGGCUCGGCAGAAUUUCGGUAUCGAAAACUGAUUCAGGAGCUAAAUCAGACCUACCAAAAGGGCAUGAAAUUGUUAUAUAGUGUAUAUAUUUUGCAGUACACUGCAUUUUCUCACCAUUUAGUGACUGUGCCCUAUCAUCAUUUUGUCCUCCCAUCAAUUCUCUCUUUUUUGGCAUUAAGGGCCAAAUUCAGAAUCACAAAUCAAAAUGAACAUGGUCGUCCAUUGCGUUUCUUGGUUGGUUCAUAUUUUGGGUACAUUUUGGCUUGAAGUUUGAGAAUGUGACAGAUGAAAAUACAGAUGAAAGAGGCAUAUCUAGGUUAUGUGGUAGCUUUGGUGGAAUGGUCAACUGGCACACUCAACCCCUAAACUGUAAGCUUUAAGUGUUGAACCACGCCCCUCCCCAUUUCUGACUCUCUCUCUGUAUUUUUCAAAUCCUAAUUACCUCCUAACUCACCUUUCCUACUUAUGUGUCUCUUAAACCCCUAUCUCUGGUUACCAAUACAAUAGAGUGGCCAAGCAGGACCGCGAGAGAGGAUGAAACUCUGCAUGUCCAUCUGCCCAAUCUGUAAUUGGACUAUGAUCGAUGUGAAAGGAGUGGCCAUGUAGGUGGGCAUAAGACUUAAUAUGUUAUACUCCACCCCCUUUCCUGAGAGCUUUCUUGAUAGAACAUGAAGAGCAUCAUUGUCCUCCCCUUAGACAGACUGAUGGUAAAUAAACAUUCCUUAAAGGGACACUAGGUACCAAAAGGAGGGUGGAGUCAUUAAUUGACAUCUGAACCGUGGGACAGUGCCAGGGAACUCCAAGUACCAAAGCCACGUCAAUUAAAUUAAUUAUGUUGCCUAGAGUGUCCCAUUAAUAUGUGACAUAUGGACUUUAAAUAGCAUUUAUAUACCAAGAUGGGGAAGUUAGGGAAUAGUCAUGAAUUCAAAAUGAAUUUCAAAUUUUAAGCCAAAGUAGGGGAACUGGAAAAAGUCUUCUCAAGCUCGCAAAGUUUUCUGUUUGGCUAUAUUGGCCUAGAAUUUGAAUUCCACAUUGAGUCUGCUUUGAAUCCCAUAUAAUUCCCACAUCUAAUAACCCUGAGAGAGGAAGGUAGAAAAUGGGUUGAAGCUGCUGAUUAAGUGAACUAUAUUUUCUCAAAUCUUUCUCUGUAAAUGUUGAACAAUCCUGGUGGCACUUCCUCACCAAUGGUCUAAUUACUCUAUUGGUCUAGAAUCCCCAUGGAAUAGAAUUGGGAAAUCCAUACAUUCUGGACUGUUGGUGUGCCCCAAGGACUGGGCUGGGAACCACUAAUCUAGAACGCCAGGAUAGGAAACACUGCUCUAGGGCACUCCUUUCCGACACGUUCAGGGUCUCCAGGUGGAAGGUGUCAUGAUAUGACGCUCUAUAAACCCUGAGACCCAGCACAGCAAUAAAGCUCAGUGAUCGAAACAAUUUACUUCCUUCAUCCAUGAGGCCAGCUUGUAUGAUGCCUCCUCCUCUAAUGUCAAGGAAGGUACGAUAUGAAUGUUUAUUAAUCAUUGAGGAGAACCAUGGCCUGUUAUAGAGUCCACCAGAUAAUAUUAGGCAAUUAGCACUGCCUCAGCUAUACCAACAGCUCCCUUCAUAACCCACCUCCAUUAUGUGUUGUUAUCCGAUGCCCGUCAUAUAUCACUUACUCUUCUCUCCUUUCUUAGGAUACAGCAUAUAACAUAUUGUUCUAUCAUUUCUUAGGGGUCCCCUGCUCCUGUGCAAAUUCCUGCAGCUGUAAGAAGUGCAAAUGCUGCCCAAAAAGUAAGUGCUGCCAUCUAGUGUUAUAGUAUGAUACACACCGUUUAUAAAAAUCCCUUGUCUCUUAAAAUAAAUUCUCCACUUGAUAAGAGAAUGUAUUUAUUUUAAACGUGGUAUGGGUGUAAAAAUAUUUGGAACGCAUACCUCCCAAGUGUCCGUAUUAAGUAGGGAUCGUCCCUAUUUUGGUCUAAAUCCCUCUGUCCCUCUUUUCUCUCCUAAUGUCCUUCCAUAUUGGUGGUGUGUCUGAGUGUAUAACAGCAAUUAUAAUACUCCCAGUAUAGGUCUUUAAACCACAACAAAUGUGUUUAGAAAUUAGCCUGUGUAAAUAAUAUACAUUGUUACAGUUCUAAAUUACAGUUUAGUUGCAUGAAUUAUUAGUAAGUCAUCGCAAAUUUUCCUUAACAGUCCAAACCCUGGCCACACCCCCACUCACACCUCUAAAAUUAUAGUAUCGUUCUUUGUCUGUUUGAAAAUGUAGGAUUUUGGGUUAAGUAUAUUAUUGUGUUAACUUAUUUUCUAUACAAUAACAAUACAUUAUUAUUAGAAAUAAAAAAAAACAACUAUUAAGUCUUGUCCAAUUUGUUAGACUCUGUUCUAGGCUGCCUAAUGUCAGUUCCAUGCAAACAUGUCAUCUGUUGUCAGCGCACACUCUGCGCUGUGAAAUUUCAUUCUACCCUUGCAUGAAGCGAUGGUAGCGCGACUCCAAGGGGAAGCUUCAGUGCCUUCACUCUCUUAUUCCUCCACUCCUGCCUUUCUGGUUUUCCCAAUGCGCAUCAGUUUUUUUGGUUUUUUUAACCGUUUAGUUUUUUUAAUAUAUCUGCUCUUGUACCUCUCUCCCCUUCCUCCCUCCCUCCCCCACCGGUCGCACUUGCUCUGAGCCAGUGAUUUUGGACCAAUCAAAUGCUUCUCUACGACGCAUUUGAUGGGACCUUGCGAGGGAAGUAGUGAUGUCGGACGAGCUUUGUCUGUCAAUGGAUUUCAGGAAAGUUUAAGCCUUAAAGGGACUCUAUAGUCACCAUAAACCGCUUAAUGUCAUGGUUCUGGUGUCUAUAGCCUGUCUCUGCAGGCUGAGCACUGUAAACGCACUGCACGCUGCCUUUUCACAGAAAAGGCAGUGUUUACAUAGCUGCCUCGGAACACCUCUAGUGGCAAUCCAUCAUGAAGGCUUCCUAGUCCGGCCAUGGAGGCGGAGCCCAUCGCAGCGAGACAGGCGCAAUGAAAGAUGAAAAAAGGUGAAUUUUAAAAAAGCUUUUUUAAUAAGUAUUGACUUUUUAGAUACUAUGGAUACAUAUCGCUGAGGAUUCUAUAAUCCUUUCCCCACUUACCUUAGCUCUAAGUUAGUUGUUACAUGUUGCAUUUUCUUUUUCACUCUCCCCUUCUUUUUAUUAAAAACCAGCACUGAGUCCCUUUUUCUAUAAGGAUACAUUCACUUUCGAUUUAAAUUUAUUGUGUUGGGUUCACGCCCAUUUGGUGGAUCUGGUACCACCGUGUGUUCCUAUUCUAUCUAUUGGUUUACACAGCUUUUUUCUUUUUGUGCAUGUAAUUACUAAUGCCAAACAGGGCAUUAUAAAGAAUUUUUUUUUUAAAUGUUUGUUAAAAUGGAUUGCAGUCAGCUUUUAAGGGGAUUAACUCUGCACUUCUUUGUUGUUGCAAUAAUUUACAAACUGCAAUAGACUCUUUAUCCUACACAACUCAUCUCAACCCAAUCUGGAAUAGUGCCACACCUGUGAUUGGGCUUUAGAUCCACCCUUGUUUGGAAACCACUAUUGAGGUAUAUUGUUAAGUGAGUAACCUGCUGUUUCUCCCUCCUCUCACACAGGUUGCUGCUCCUGCUGUCCAGCCGAGUGCAGUAAAUGCAGCCAGGGCUGUCAGUGUGAAAAGGGAUGCGAGAGCUGCAGCUGCUGCAACUGAUUGGUGGAUGUGUGUCUGA